Molecule: messenger RNA, 76390 nt
Organism: Podarcis lilfordi (Lilford's wall lizard)
Lineage: Eukaryota; Metazoa; Chordata; Lepidosauria; Squamata; Lacertidae
Source: the annotation of a GenBank genome assembly
GACUCGGGGAGGUCAGCAGCGGCUGUGCUUACUUCCCGACUGCAGCAGUGCACCCCAGUCUCACAACCUUCGUCGGAGGCAACCGGACAGAGCUCUUCUGCAGCCAAGGUAAGAGAAGCAACGGAUAAAAGCCUCAUAGGAAGCCUUUUCUCCCCCCGCUUCCCCCGCUCGCAAAGGUGUGGAGGAAAUAUAUUUCUGGGAGAGCUGUAAUCUCACCAACCAUGUUGUUGUUUUCUGACUGAGCAAAGAAGAGGAAAGGAGAAGAAAUGAAACCCUAUUUCACACGGCCGAUUUUAUUAUUCUUAUUAUUUUAUGUUGCUAUGCGUUUUAAGAGUUUUCCUGCAGCCUUAACUCUUUGUGUGUGAGGGGGCGGGUUAGGGAGAGAAUACUUAAACCUAUAUCGUUUCCUUCUUUUAAGAGAUGGUGGUUGUUUUCCUGUCUGGGAACAACCGACCUCUCUCUCCCGCGUUGUCGUGCAUGGCUCUCGUCUGCGUAUCUGGCGCUGGAGUGUCGAGGUGGGAUACGAUAUCGGGCGGAGAUUGGGGUUUUCUUUUCGGUUGUUUUGCCUCCCCGCCCUCCACAUUAGCCGACAGCCUUUAAUGGCAGAUAUAGGUUCAGCACCCUGGAUAGCGGCUACGGCUGCGGACUGCGUCGCAGCGGCGGUAGAAAUCCAUCAGGGCAGCUUGCGCAGCGAAAAGCUUCACUGCAGCAGUGGGCUUCGAUUCAGCACUUCGGACAGCUAACCUCCUAUAUGGAGACCGUAGGGUCGUGGUCAGCACGUUGGACAGCGCUCGCCUGGUUGCAGAGAUCCCGACUUGCAAAUAACUGCAAAAUGAUAACGUGAAGUGAGGUUGGGGGGGGGGGAGGUUAGAAGGUUAGAAUAUGUCAGACAGAUUGUAUGUGCUCGUGUAGAGGCACAUUAAAAUCUUUAAAAGGCGACGGCGAUCUAGUUCCAAGUUUCCAGCUUCCUUUGCGUCUUUUUGUCAACAAUGCUUCCCCCCCCACCGCCCAGCGGUGCCUCUGUUUACACGCCAUCACCCGAGAUCACGCUGUGUCUCCAUCUCAGAAUAUCCGCAUUCAUUGCCACUUAGGAAAGGCAAAAAGCCUUUCCUAACCUCCGUAUUGCAGAGUCCAGAAUUGCGAAACCUCGGCUUUUCGUCCACCCCCACCCCCCAAAAAACAACCCGUGGAACCUCGCUUUCCUGAGGGGAAAGCCUGUGUUUAAGCAGAUAAAUUCUAAAAGGUGACGGGUGGGGGGGAGGCGGUGGGGAAAGGGGGCGUAAGAUAGCUUUUGGUGCCUUCACUUUCCAAUAUUAAAGUUCGUAUUAUUUGCUUGUCACGUUGUGUGCUCUGUUUUCAAUAAGUUAAAAAAAUCCGGUAUUUUUUUAUUUCUAUCCCUGUCUCUCCACCCACCCCGCCCACCUCAUCAUUUUAAUGACGACGUUUGCAAUGGCCAAAUUGCUAAACUUCCAUUGGGUUUGAAAACAAACCACUCGUGAGCCCGGCGCCCUGUAAUUUUCCCAUAGACUGGGCUGGGCACCUUCAUUCAUCUUUUCCUUGCUAGUACACGUCGGAGGGCCAUUCCUACGAGGCUAUGGGAAGCAAUGGGGCCAGAGCCUCUGGGAUGCAGUAGGGAGAUCUGUGCUGGAUGUGGGUUUUUUAAAAUAAAAAACAAGAACAACUGGCCAACCCACUCCCAAGCCCUCGACCGGAGGGGAGGGGAACCGAGCGAAGAGGACUCUGGUCUCGUGUGCACCGCAGAGCUUCCCUUAACUGUGCGUGCAUCUUAUGUAACCGAUUUGCUGGAAUGUCUAAAGCAACAUUCCUGGCCCACAUAGAACAUGCGGGGUUCAGAACCGUCGACGCUUCUUCCUGCCAUGGGGGAGGGGUUGCAUUGAGAGGAGAGAAAAGGACAGCGGACCGGGGGCCCCUAAGCAAGGAAGCCUCAAGGGAGAUUGUUUACUUAAGUGUGGGGGGAGCAGGGUAUUCACAAGUACAGCUUUGCGCUUCCUCGGAGCUCCGGGCCACAGAGCGCUUCACAUGUUUGCGUCAGAGGAAAGCUCUUACGUGCGAAAUCACCAGUAAAAACGAUUCCUGGUAGUUUUCUUCUUCAUCGCAGGCGAAGGGGUGAAGAAGAAGAAAGCGAGUGGGAGGGGAGGAAGCCUGCAGUGUUACAGGGGGCGGGGGCGCAAAAGAAAAAUCCUUGCGUCUGAGACUGAUAGGAAAACCAGGGGACCGUGAGGCUUUGUUUCCAUCUUAGCAGCGUCUCUGGAUAAGUGAUGCGGGGCGAGAUCUCAGGGGGCGCCCAUUCAUGGCUGCAGGGUGGAAAGAGAGAGAGACGCGUCAGCUCGGCUCAGCUGACGGAUUAAGAGGGCUGAUUGAGAAAACUCCCGGAGAUCAGGCAGCAAGCACCAGAUUUGAUGCUCCCAGCCUGACGUUUGCUUCCCACUGUCACGUUUCCUGGCCUCUGCGUCCAUCUGCUGCAUUAACUGCUGGCGUGGAGGAAGCACGUUGAAUCAAGGGGUGCCUACAUCGAAAAGAGGCUACUUAGCUGGAAGUGGUGAGGUGCGGUGACUUCUUUCUGUCUCCCACCCCCCACCCCACCCCACCAUUCGGUUGUCUAAAAAGCUUUCAGGUCCAAAUCGCAGGGGCUCUACUGAGCACAGCUUGUUUUCCGCUCGGGUCCUGGUGAUAAGAAUCAGGUGGGGUUAUUAUUAAUCCAGCUGGCGACGGCUGCCCAAGGCCAGCUUCUCCCAGCAGAUCUCUACGCAGCAAAACAGAAGCGAGCGAGACUUACCACGUGACAAUCUAAACACGACUGAUAUACCUUUCUCUUAAUCUAUUUGUUAAACAAAUUAACCCCUCCAUGAGAUUGUUGUUAUCGUGUUUUUGUUGUUGUUUUGUUUUAAGGUGUGGGCUUGUCAGGUCCAUCUGGACAAAGCAGGGAGGGGAAGAGGGGGGUGGUUUGAAGGAUGCUGUCGCUGCAGACAAGGCGAGCAAAGGGUGUCUUCCUCGGGCUCACGACGUUAAGCACCAGCAAUGUCCUUCGGGUGCCUCGUGACUCAGAGAAUGGGAACCCAGAAUAAUCUCGAGGAACCGCGGGCAGCCACGACCGAGGAAUCGUGCCUCGCAGUAGGAAGAAGAAACGUGGUGGGAGUGGAGAAUGCAGCUGGUAGAUCAGAAGAGGACCGAUUGGGAGGGAUGUGGGGUAGGCUGUAACCCCAGAACCUGAUUUCGAUGCCAAGCCCAUCAUGGUCUUGCUGCUUCUGAAGCACAGAUUCUGCUUGAGGUCUUCCCAUAGGCAUCUGGUUGGUCCCCCAUAAGAACAUGAUGGCGAGUCAUUGAUGGAGCAGGAAUCUUCUUAUAUCCCUAUGAAGCAACAACAGCGUUUUCUAAGCAUGGGCAGAAUGCCUUUCUUGCAACAGCCAUGUCCAGGAAGGUUCUCCAUGUAUGACUUCCAGGUGCCUGGAUAUCAAACACAUGAGAAGAUGGACCCUAAAAGAACUGACAGCGUCACCUUGCAGUGGCUGGCAUGUGGAACAGAGACAGAAGGCGCACCAACCAAUCAGCAAUGCAGACCUGGAAGCAAACGAGCCAACACAAGCAGAACCGGAGACCAGCUCUUAGGGAACAACCUGAACAAAAUCUUUCCAUUAGGACCUGCCAAUGCAUAAUUCCACAAUGGCUUGUUUGAUUGCCAAAUGUUUCAGGCAGCGGGAAUUGGAUGGAGCUGAUGGCUGCUGCUUUUGCAAAGAGUGCAAAUCAGCCAGGAGGAUAUUUCCAGACUGCAACAACUGAGAUGACUUUGGGCCCUUGGUUCCAAAGAGCUGUCAGAGAGGGUAUCCCAAAGAAUGAGUAAAGCAUGCCCUAGUGUGUCAAGAUUAUUGUUGUUGUUGUUGUUUAUUAAUUUUGUAUAAUAGAUUUGUAGCGCCACUACAGAGGGCCUUCUCGGUAGUGGUGCCCACCCUGUGGAAUGCCCUCCCAUCAGAUGUCAAGGAAAUAAACAACUAUCUGACUUUUAGAAGACAUCUGAAGGCAGCCCUGUAUUGAGAAAUUUUUAAUGUCUGAAGUUUUCCAUUUUUUUAUAUUCUGUAAGCCGCCCAGAGUGGCUGGGGAAACCCACCCAGAUGGGUGAGGUAUAAAUAAUAAAUACGUUUUGCCCAUUCCUAACACCCAAGUUUCUCACUCACUCAAGGAUUUAUGGCAAGGAUUUAAUGUUUAGUUUUAUAUCUUGGAGCAGCUAACUUUUUUGCCCUGAGCAUUGACCACCCCUCAUAGGGUUAUAUGCCAGUGAUGAACUGAAGUGGGUGUGGUCAAUGCACACUCACAUGCAUGCACCCCAACACACACACACACACACACACAUGCAUAUGGACCACACUGCCACAGCAGAGUGUUUUUCCUGCCCGUUGCUGGCUAGGAGUCUCUUUUCCUACUCCAGUGCUGCAGUGGGGAAGAAGAAUAAAUGAUUCAAAUGUCUUUUUAAUUUGCAAUGACGCCUCUUCUCUGUCUGAUGCAGCACCAUUGCAAGAAAGUCUUAGGGCUCGGCGAACGGGAUGCAGUGUUGCUUUGGGUUUCCUGUUUUCUUUGAGCAGUUGUAUGUCUUUAAAUAUUAUUCACAGAUGGGGAGAGUGAUGUUAUGCUUAGGUUCUGCUUGCUAUGGGCAUCUGGUUGACCACUGUGAAAGCAAUGUGCUGGACCAGAUGGACCUCUGGCCUGAUCUUAUGUUCAUUUACAUUUCCUGCUCCCUUUAUGUUUAGAUAUGAUCAAAAUGCAUCUUUGAAUAUAGUAUAUGGUUUUUAUAUGCCUUAUGCCUUGCUCUCAGCUGCCCAUCCACUUAUGCCUUGCUCUCAGCUGCCCAUCCACUUUAUGCUGUUCCUCUGUGAUAUUCCUUUGCCACUGUAGGUGGAUUGGGUUGGGAACUGAAAAUAAUACCAGGCAGGGAACCAUUUGACAUUUGAACCAUUUUCCCAGUCUAGGAAUAGCAAUUUUUAGCUUCUCAUAGACUGUUUAGAUUGUGUCUCACAUGUGGUAUAGUGUUUUGCCUGUUGGUCAUUUCACUUCUCAGACCCACUUCCAGUGCCAAGAUAAACUAGCAAAGGGUGAACUGGCCACAUCAGAAAUCAUAAUAAAUAUCCUCAAAUCAAAAAUAAAACAACUUGUGCUGCUUUGUGAGACUCACGUCAUGAUAGUCAAUAGCAGGCUUCCUCAAACUCGGCCCUCCAGAUGUUUAUGGCCUACAACUCCCAUGAUCCCUAGCUAGCAGGACCAGUGGUCAGGGAUGAUGAGAAUUGCAGUCACAAAACAUCUGGAGGGCUGAGUUGGAGGAAGCCUAGUCAAUAGGGUGCCAACCAGAAGUUCUUAUAAUUUAUUACUAUUCAGUUCCUCUCCCACCUUUCCUCCAAGGAGCUGAAGGUGGCAUACAUGGUUCUCCCUGCCCUCCAUUUUACCAUCACAACAACCCUGUGAGGUAGGGUAGGCUGAGAGAAGGUGACUGGCUGAAGGUCAUCCCAUGAGCUUCAUGGCUGAGCUGGGAUUGGGCUCCAGGGCCCAUUAUGCCAUUCUGGCUCUCAACUCCUGUUAGCAUGGCCAACAACACAGAAGGUGUCAGGUUGGCUACCACUGGCUGUGUGGCUGCCCCUGGUGGCGCUGUGGUCUAAACCACUGAGCCGCUUGAGCUUGCUGAUCAGAAGGUCAGUGGUUUGACUCCCUGCAAAGGGGUGAGCUCCCGUUGUUCUGUCCCAGCUCCCUCCAACCUAGCAGUUCGGAAGCACACCACUGCAAGUAGAUAAAUAGGUACCGCUGCAGCAGGAAGGUAAACAGCAUUUCCGUGUGCUCUGGUUUCUGUCACGGUAUUCCGUUGUGCCAGAAGUGGUUUAGUCAUGCUGGCCACAUGACCCGGAAAGCUGUCUGUGGACAACCGCCGGCUCCCUCGGCCUGAAGUGAGAUGAGCGUCACAACCCCCUAGUCGCCUUUGAAUGGACUUAACCGUCCAGGCAUCCUUUACCUUUUUACCUUUUCUGUGUGACAAAAAACAGAGGAAGGCAAUUCAGUCUUUGGGAUGGGGCAGGUUAAAAUGGCUUUCUGCAGGUGACACCAUAAGGAAGAAGGGUGGGUGGGGAUGCUUUAAUGGUGCAAAAAUCAAUGUCUUAAUUGUCAGCAAGUGGGAGCUGUAGUCCAAUGACAUUGGAGGGCACCCUGUUGACUACUCCUGGAGCAGCCAGCACAUACUGUAUGCACUUAGGAAAUAAUUUAAGCAUGUACUAAAUUGCAUGGCAACGUUUUCCGUUGCACAAUAGGGAAGCAGGAGCUUAGCAAUAGAGCAUAGCUGUCAACUUUCCCCCUUUUUUAAGGGAAAUUCCCUUAUUCCAAAUAGGAUUCCUCGCAAGAAAAGGGAAAGGUUGACAGCUAUGGCAAUAGAGACAAAACACACCCGCAGCAGCUCCAUGUGAUGUAUCUGUGGUUGGACUGCACCACAUCAGACUGUGCCGAAUGGUUGAAUGCCCCUGCUGUGUAAAGCAAAUCAAAGCUAGCAUGUGCCUGGCUAGAUCAUUCUCUCUGACAUGCCAUUACCCACCCCCAAACUCCAUAUAUAGCCUUCUUCCGAGUCAACAAAUUGCAGGCAUUCACCAUCCCAUUCCUCUUCUGCCCCAUCUGAAUUGGCCAUACUGUCUGGCCGCCAUCUUAUAGCAUGGGGCUGCUGAUUGUGGAGCUCAGUUGCCCAGACACAUUCUUAGCCGCAUUGUUGAACCCGAGCCUUAGGGCUCAGCUGACAUCCUUUGACAGAGUCUUGAAAUAUCAUUACUGACAUAAAUUGAUGGAGCUGAAGUGAAUUCAUUCUACUGUAAUUAAUUUCUUCUGGUGUUGAUGCUGGACAAUGGCUUGAGCAAUCUUCCUUGCCAGCUGAAUUUAACUUACAUUGAUGAACAUCUCUGCUGAGCAGAGCUAAACUGUUUGCAUUCUAAUUUACUGGACUGGGAGGGUAGUCUUUAUAUAUCUGCAUUUCACUUCUGUAGCCGGCUAGAUCUUUAGUAAGCAGCAUGGAAAUGUUAUGGCUCAUGUAGGGAAGCCCCUGUCAUGCAGAAGAGUUUGCUUUUCCUGCUUUGACCCUAUACAGUGGUACCUCGGGAUAAGAACUUAAUUCGUUCCGGAGGUCCGUUCUUAACCUGAAACUGUUCUUAACCUGAGGUACCACUUUAGCUAAUGGGGCCUCCCGCUGCCACCGCGCCACCAUUGCACGAUUUCUGUUCUCAUCCUGAAGCAAAGUUCUUAACCCGAGGUACUAUUUCUGGGUUAGCGGAGUCUGUAACCUGAAGCAUCUGUAAACCUGAAGCAUCUGUAACCCAAGGUACCACUGUACCUAUUUAUCUGGGAGUUAGUUCCCUUGAACGCAAUGGGACUUGCUUCUGUGUAGGCAUGUAUAGGGCUGUGCUAGCAGAAUCUUCCACACUGGGGGCUAUCAUCCACCCAAUUAUUUCCUGCUCUCGGGGUGAGUGUUACAACAUUGCUUCUCUGUCAUAAAUGCAGUAGGAAUGUGCAAAGUGGAGCGUGUUAUAUAAUUCCAGGACAUGCAAUUCCAAGAUGCAGUGUUGAUUCUCCCAUCUCAACCACUUGGGAAUGACGCAUACAACCAAUUUUCUACAGCUUACUUCCACUGCAAAUUUUGGAAACCUUCUGCAAUUUAAACAUUAAGAGGCUACCCAUGCAUGCACAUGGGUGAAAUAUAUUGUUAUGCCUCAUCCCCUUUAUCAUAGCUUUAUAGUGUCCCUUCUUUGGCAGUGGUAGAUACAGUAUCUCAUCUUUCCCAGUUGCAGAAACUGAAUUUCUAAUCCAAGGGGAAAGAAAGACCAGAAGCAAUUUGUCCUGAAUGUUUCACUGUUACUUUGGAUGAUGAAUUCUCAUCUGGCAUUGACCAAAUUGAAUUCAUGCUGGCUGCAGCUAUCAAAUGCAUUUAGCUUUUCAGCUAGAACUAUCCCAAGCCAUGUGUGUUUUGUGUUCUAAAAAGCCCCCAUUAAAAACUGAGAUCUGGGCAUCAAAAUCAUUUAUAACCACAUUAACGACACCUAAUGGGAAUAUGUUGAUUUACACCCAUCAGGUAUUUUCUCCAGUUAUAUGUGUGCAGCUACAUUCAUACAGACUGGUGAUUUAAUCUCAGGAUUGCAAAUCUGAUUUUUUCUUCUUCUUUUUUUAUGCCUUCAUUGUUUCACAGAUUUUGAAGAAUUAGAGAUUAAACUGUUGUGUGAAUAGGUUUCUCCUACCCCGACCAAAAUGCAUUUCUUUCAAACUGUGAAAGUGAUGGUGUGGUUGAUGGGUUUGCUAAAGAAAGAAUAUAUAGCCCUCUGCUAAACAGGGAGAUGGUUAAUAUUUGGAACUGGGUUUGUUGCAUUCCUGGAAGUAAUCAUUUUUGGUCAAACCUUAUGCCAAGAGUCUGGUAAUUCUGGGUCAGAAUCUCCCCUUUCUAGCAAGCAAAAAUAAUUUUCAGUUGACAGGUUCACAUAUAAGAGUCUAGUGCUGAUGUUGACAAUUUGAAAAUAUGAAACUGCUUCGAACAUAUGAAAAUUGAGCCCCAGACACUGGCUCAUCAGGCUCAAGAGAAGACAUCCUUUCAAGCCCUUCUGCUACCUAAGAACCUCUUAAGUGCAGAUAGUGCCGGGACCUUGUGGGCUACGAAGAAACGCAUCUAUCAAUCUUAAGCAUAAAUAAAUAAAACUAAUGGAUGAAAGCAAAUCUCUUACUUUGAAAAGAGCAUCAUAUUUUGCUUGCAGUCAUUGCCUUACCGUGUCCGCAGGUAAGCCAGCCCUCCCCAACCUGGUGCCCUCCAUAUGUUUUGGACUUCAACUGGUAGGGAUGAUGAGGGUUGUGGUCCAAAACAUCUGGAAUGGGGGAGGCUGAUGUUAAACUUUUGCUGGAUUUCAGAAUUUGUUAAUUUUGUAUACCACCCUUCAUCCACAGAUUCCAGGGUAGUAUACAAAUUUAAAAAUUAUAUGACUUUUUCUUGAAGAAUAACAUUUUUUAAAUGCACACACACACACACACACACACACACAAAUCAUUCUAUCGUUCUUCACUGUGCCUGGGAUAUGACUCAGCAAUAAGAAUAUUUACAUGGUGGAGGGAAGGAACUACCAUUUAAAGUACACUUCUAGCAGGGGAGGGAGGGACCAUUUGUAUACAUGUCCAAGUAAUUAUGUUUUGCACAUCAUUUUAAUUUUUCAAAUUUUUAACGUCCACUAUUCACUGCUAGAGAAAUUGGAUAACUUUAGAAUGAUUGUAGCUGAGCAUAAUGGCUGCUAAUAACUGGCAACUUCCAUCUUUAACCAUGAAUACGAAAAGAUGCUUCUUUACAUGUGAUUUCUGACAUGACUGCCUUGUAUUUGGUUGCUCCUUUGAAGCCUAUUGUCUAAUUUAGAAAUGCCCUGUUAGAGCCACAAACAAAAGGAAAACUUCUCAUGAAUCGUAUCAACAAGAUCAAUAACUAUUAGCAGGGCUUGUUUGUAGUCAGUAGGCUUCAACACAUGCAUACCCCACCUUAAAAAAAAAAAAGUUCCCUAGCCAUAUCAAGACUAGUAGGAAGUCAGUGGCAGGGAAUAUUUUGCAAUCCAUAUCUAGAGCUAUAUUCCCUCCAGUACAACAUUCUGGAGGCCAAAUAAUGAUGAUGAUGAUGAUGAUGAUGAUGAUGAUAAUGGUUUAUUUAUACCCCACCCACCUGACUCGGUUUCCCCAGCCACUCUGGGCGGCUCCCAACAGAAUAUUAAAAAACACGAUAAAACAUCAAACAUUAAUGCCAAUGGUGAGCAGGACCAGAGUCAAAAGUGGGAAGGCCAAAGGAUGUGGUUCUUACUUUCGUACAGUAGGACUAUAUGUUGGUGUGAUGUGAACAGUGAGUUAAAUUGCACAGGCUUGAGCUUGAGCUCUAGCAAAUUCCCCAUGUCUGGAUGUUCUGAGAUAAGGGUGCCGGGUGCACUGGGUUACCAUAGCAACACCAGCAAGGUUGAAUGUAUGACUUGUUGAGUCAUUCAGCCUCCCAUUGGUUCAGGAAUUAAGCCUACUCGUGGAGGCAGGCAUAGUAGUCUCUAGGGCAUUGCUUUCAUUACGUCUUGUCCUGUUGCACAUCUAUGUCCUGUCCUGUUUGCUGUCAGGGGCUGACUCUGUGAGAGUCAGGAGAAGAGGCUGUGGGUUUUACACAGCAGCGUUUGCUAGCAUGGCAAUAGUGUUAGGGGAUCUUCCUGCACAUAUGUAUCUUCAAAGGCCAGAAGAAAUGCAUAUAUAGUAGACAGUAGUGUUUUGCUGCAUCUUAGAAACACCUUUUUACUUCGAACUGUGCGGGAGAAGCGUCCUCGCCCUCCUGUAAUCGGGGACUCUGGGAGAAGCUGUCUGCUGGUGACAGGGAAUCUCUGGAAGACUCUGCUGGGGCUCUGCAAUCUCUGUUGACAUAUCACACUGGUUGAGAUGUGGUGACAUCAGGGAGUGGGCAGAGGAGGAGUGGUGGAGACAGCCUCCCCAGCCUUUUAAUUCCAAGAAGAAAAAAGAACAGUGAGUUGAGGGUUGGGGGGGGCGAAGCAGUGGGAUCGCCACUGACACUGCCCUUCCAAGGGCUUGACAAAACCCACCUACCUAUAGUUGUCACAUUAUUACUCUGUGACUUGGUGCAUGGAGCCCCUUUGAAACAAUAUGGGGUGGUUAUGUAAUCAUCUGAAGUGCCUUGUAGAGUCUGCCCAACAUGUAUUUAACUCCACAAAUAAACUGCGUCACCAGCUAGAAAGCAUUUCCUCUCUCAUCAUACAGGGCACAAUCUAUUUAAGAUGCUGAUAGUCAUUAUCCAGUGUCGUUAUAUUGUAUCCAGUGUAUAUUUUUUGAAAACAGGCAAAUGGCUCCAAGAGAGAUGGAUUUAGGAUGCGGUAGCAGUUAGUGUUUGUGAAAGCCUGUUCAUCCGGUACCCUUUAGAAAAGGAGAGCAUAAUGAAACGGAAUGGAAAAACCUCCAGGGUUCUGAGUAGUCACUGAGCACUGAUACAUAGAUGUCAUCUUUCAUGUUGUGCUGUAGGGAAAGCUUAACAAUUUAAAAAAUAAAAAAAAGAAUUCUACACUGUGCAGGGAUUUCUAAGACAUCAGUAUUCUCUCCUCCCCUCUGGUGGCAGAAGCCUAUUAGGCUAUUGUGUCCAUCCAUUCUGUAUCUCAAAUUUCACAGUUUCGGUCCCUGCCCUGAGAACACGUUCUGACCUUGAGAGUGUCCCAUUCACUUAUUAAUAAAAAAGUACACCCUUAUAUUUAUGGCCACGGAAGAAGUAACAAUCCAUUGCAACCUACUGUUGUCAAGGAGAAAAACGGCGCCCGGGGAAAUUAUCAUUUGUCGUUACUGAAUUUAUCACGUUUGUGUACCACCGUUCCCUCAGUAAGAUAAAGGUGGUGUCUAGAGAUGGGGAAUAAAUGUGACUCUGUUCAGAUUCCUGAAGCUGAAUAUAUCUAAUCUGUGCCUUCCAAAACAAUAUGAGCAUCGAAACACAGCCAUCCCUCAAGAUUCACACUUAUCUGAAUUUUGUGAUGCAGUUCUCUAGCCAAGCAGUGUUUAUAAAAAUGCAUAUAUUAGGGGAAAUGUGUGCAAAAAGGAAUAUAUUUGUGAAAAUAAUAUACAAAAAUGCAUUGCUUGCCAAAAAAAAGUGCAUAUUAGUCAAAACCACAGGGAAAAACCUAUUUCUUAGGAGAAAUUCACACUAAAAUAUUGAAGGAUUUUCAUGAGGAUUUUUUUAAAAAUGAAAAUUGCUGCAGAAACAUGAAGAACAGAAAUUAAGAUUAGAAAGUGAGAAUCUUAGAGAACUGAAAUUAACAGACCCUUCUAUCCCUAGUGGUGAACAUAACCUCCCUCCCAUUAGGUAUAGGUUAGACUGAUAUAUUGGGAUUGGUCCAAGCUGAGAUAGUGAGUUUCAUGACUGAGAGUGUAUUUGAUUUAACUUUCCUAAUUCAAAAUCCAAUGCUCCAGUCCCUAUACUACACUGGGUACAUGAAGGGUGGAGCUAAGCAGUUUUUACUGUGCAGCAGAACAGAUAAGUAGCACUCAUCUAUCUGUGUCUGUGUGCGUAAACACUAGCUCUCUGAAGGGAGGACCUUAGCCAUUGCUAGAUACUCAUAGCAGACGCAAUGUGUUUUGAUGCCCUGGGUCAGAACAGCAAAUGGUGCCCCAAUCCCAAAGUCAAGACGCAUAAUACUAAAGGCAGGCAAGUUAUUUUGACAUCUGAGGCUGAACUUUCAACAAGCACCUCUCCUACUCCCUAACAGUAAAAACACAAUAAAAACAAAUUACAUAACUAACAUUUUGCUGCCCUCUCCUGACACCCAAACUCUGCUGCCUGAGGUGGUUAUUUUACUCUGCCUAAUGGGAGGGCCCUCCUGCCAACCUAGCAGUUUGAAAGCACGUCAAAGUGCAAGUAGAUAAAUAGGUACUGCUCCAGCGGGAAGGUAAACGGUGUUUCCGUGCACUGCUCUGGUUUUGCCAGAAGCAGCUUAGUCAUGCUGGCCACAUGACCCGAAGCUGUAUGCCGGCUCCCUCAGCCAAAAGCGAGAUGAGGGCCACAACCCCAGAGUCGGUCACGACUGGACCUAAUGGUCAGGGGUCCCUUUACCCUUUACCUUUAAUGGGAGGGCCAGUCUGAGUGCAUUGCAGAACAGGCUGGUAGCAUUCAAUAGAUCUGUAGAUAUGUAUUUAUUCAUAUAGGUUUAAUAUAUGAAGACUGCAUGCAUACCGAUACUCUCUCUCACACACAUACCAGUAAAUAUUUGGGACCCAGGAAAUGAGGCCAAUAUUCUGAUAAUUAUCAAUUUUCUCAUUUGGCUCUGGAUUUGGAUGAUGACUGGCUGGACGCAGAGGAAUGCUGGGAGGAACCAGCUGGGGAACCACCAAGGAAAGAAGGCUCAGAGCCCAGGGAGUGGCGGUCAGACAACAAGGAGUAGUCAGAGGGAGAAGACUGGGAAGAGGAGAUGUUGGAAGCUAAAGAAGAGACAGGGCUUAGUGAGCUGGGAGAGUCCGUGGCAGAGAGAAGUCUAGAAUCAGAGGUAGAAGCUGAAGUACGAAAGGAGGAAGAACAAGGCGUAGAUGUGAGUCAGGUUGGUGAAGAGUCACAAAUGUAUCCCCCUCCUGCUGUGACAAGCACCUCUCCCCACUGUCUUCCAGAACCAGAAGGAGACUGAAACGACCAGAGCAGCAGCAGGCUGCAUGUGGGCACUGUUAAUAAUAAUAAUAAUAAUAAUAAUAAUAAUAAUAAAUUUAUUUAUACCCCGUUCAUCUGGUUGGGUUUCCCCAGGCACUCUGGGCGGCUCCCAACAGAAUAUUAAAAACAUGAUAAAACAUCAAACAUUAAAAACUUCCCUAAACAGAGCUGCCUUCAGAUGUCUUCCAAAAGUCAGAUAGUUGUUUAUUUCCUUGACAUCUGAUGGGACUACCAAGAAGGCCCUCUGCCUGGUUCCCUGUAGCUUCACUUCUCACAGUGAGGGAACCACCAGAAGGCCCUUGGAUCUGGACCUCAGUGUCCGGGCUGAACAAUGGGGGUGGAGAUGCUACUUCAGGUAUACUGGGCUGAGGAGAAAGCCAUUGAGAGCAGGGGAUUUAAAUGGCUGUGAGGAGACAGGGACUUUCAGCCUCAGCAACUGAUUCAUGGGUUAAGACCUACCAGCAGGGCUUUUUGCAGCCGGAACUCAGUUCUGGCACCUCUCAGGUGGGCACCAUUGCCAUUCUAAGAGAACAAGGCAGGUGUUCGUGGUGAGUUCCGGCACCUCUUUUUCUAGAAAAAUAGCACUGCCUACACAAAUGAGGUGCUGUGCUCAUUAGGCCUAACAUUCAGCCAAGUCUGUGCAAAAUGUGUUUUUGUUAAUAAAGAGUUAACUCCAACUUUGAACGGUGUGAUUUCCUGCUAGCUCACUCUUUGACACUUACUGAUAUCAGCAAGAGGACUAAUGAUACCUUGUUAUGAUAGCCAGAAAUAGCAAGUAGUCUCAUGGCAUCUUGAAGAGUAUUCUGGCUGGCCAUACAUGGGCAACAGCCUACUUUUCCAGACGUGUGAAGAGGUCCAGAAAAAAUUGUGUGUGUAUAUACUACUAUGAAAAAUCAAUCUAGCACAAUGUAGCAAAGGAAAUGCAAGAAAUUAUAAAGUCAGAUGUAAAAAACAUUACAGACCAUUUACAGUGAUGAAGGUAGAUGCAGAAUCUAUUGACAGUCUUUCUGCAGAUCUAUUUGUCCUAAAUUUGAUUAAUUGGGUUGGGAGUUAUGGUUUUUUCCUUCAUCAAUUCUUCUUCCAUAUUUCUCAUUCUGUUUGGCUUUUUGUCAAACAUUCUCUCAGCUUUAUCAUUUGACCUUCCUAAGCUCCUCUAAAAAGGAUUGAUCUGGAAUCCUUAGGCCAAAGUUUAAUAGUUUCAGCAAAAAUGGUGGGGACAGAGUGAGCCACUGGAAACUCAUAGCUUGGUACCUUAAUUGGGUCUCCAAAAAGCAAGUGAAGCACUUUGUUUGAUUUUUGCCUAUAAACCAGCUUGAAGAUAAUGAAGAUCUUUAAGUACCGGUGGAAUAAUGUUCAUCAUGACAAACAACUUGGCAGCCAUCAGGGGUGCCAACUUGAAUAAAAUAUGGGGCCUUACCUGCCCCAUAUAAUCAAUCACAAGACACAGUGCAUGUACACCAUUUGAAUGGCAAGGCCCAUCAACUUGGGGGGGGCAGCCCCCUCAAAUAUUCUAUUGGGGGAGCCAAAGGGCCCCUAGGAGUUGGCUCCUAUGGCUGCCAUAUUCUAGAACCACUGAAAUUUCCCAACACUUUUCAGAGGUAGCCCCAUGUAUAACACAUUGUGGUAAUCUUGCCUGGAAGUUAUGAAUAACUGUGGGCAGGCCAUCUUAGACAUUCUAAACUUUGCACAAAUAAAACCUUUUAGAUGCUUUGGUCCUUGACAUACAUCUAUAACAAUACGAAACUGAUUUGAUUACAAAGAACUUUGACAUGCCCCUUAGAUGAUUGUGGACAAGUGUUUUUCCCUUACAUUAGCACCUGUGUGCGAUGAAAAGAAGAUAAGAGAGAGAGAGCACUUGAUGAAGUAUAAAGUAAAGCCAUUGCACGAUGGUUGCAACCUAUGGUUCAUUGAUUGGCAAGACACAAAGAAUGGUAUGUUUUAAGCCCCCUUCACCCCAUUAGCGUAAAACUUUCUGGCAUGUUUCAUCCAUCUGGUAAGUGUGAGUUAUAGAGGAAAACCCAGAAUUAUUCAUGAAACUGACUCCAUCUAGACUGCAACCAAAGGAAUCACUAUGGCAAUAUCUUGGUAUAGCCCAGUUUAUUCCUUUCCCUUUGUGUGUGAUUAUAUGCACUUGUGUAUAGGAGAAUACAGGCCUUUGGGCAACCUCAGUGCAAAGAGUGAAUGACAUUGUAAUUCCUUCCUCCUGUACAACUUUAGUGUUUGUGAGUCUAAUGCAACACAGGAUGAAAGAAACCUCUUGACCUCCAUCUCCACCCCACCAAAUCUAGCUCUUCUGAACAGGUCCAGCAGGUCAAUGAUGAACCCUCAGCAGUCUAACUCUCUAGAGAUUUUGCAUGGGGAAUGUGUAGGCCGAUUAUUGCAUCUCUUUAAUGUUUCUUCGUUCUUCAAAUCUAGCAUCCACAAAUCAGCUUUCCUGUUGUUAGCUAACAGCACAGCUGGUACCAGCCUGCAUAAGCCCAGAUGCCUGCAGGAUAGCAAUGUUUGCAGAGGGUGGGUAUUUUAACGGCAGCUCAGAUGGCAUCUUAUCAGAGAGUCAGGCCUGUGAACAAAGCAGUAAAUAUUGUCACACAGUUGGGUGUGGCAUUUGAAAUGCAUGGUGGAGACCCGGCAGACUUUCACAGCAUGCCAGCAGCAUAUCAGUGUUUUGGAUUGACUCAAGGUGUAAAAUGUUUGAGCAAAUGUUCAGUGGGUUUCAUGAGAGGGGACUGGAAUAUUUCUGAGAUGAUACAGCUAAAACGAUGCAUCCUCAGCAAAUAUUUGGAAGGUUUUUAUACUACUACUACUACUACUAAUAAUAAUAAUAAUAAUAACAACAACAACAACAACAACAGAGAGAGAGAGAGACAUUCCACAAAUGAGAAGUCAGGGUAGAAAAGGCUCAUUCUUGUGUUGCCACCCACCAGACCUCCUGUGGAGGAGGCACGCGAAAAUGGACCUCUGAUAAUUAUUGCAGGAUGUAGGUUGGGUCAUAUGGGGAGAGGUUAUCCUUGAAGUAUUGUGGUCCUGAGCCAUUUAAGCCUUUAUAGGUCAAAGCCAGCACUUGGAAUUGGGCCUGGAAAUUAAUUGGCAGCCAGUGCAGUUGGGCUAGGAUUGGUGUUAUAUGCGCAAAAUGUCUUAGCCCAGUGAUCAACCCAGUUGCUGAAUUUUGCACCAACUAAAGUUUCUGAACUGUCUUCAGAGGCAGACACAUUCUAGUAAUCUAACCUAGAGGUUAGCAGAGCAUAGACAACAGAGGUUUGGCUAUCCAUAUCCAGAUAGGAGCAUAGCUGGGCCACCAGCGAAAGCUGAUGGAAGGCAUUCCAUGACACCGAGGCCACCUGAGCUUUCAGCUACAGGAUGGGUCCAGAAGGACUCCCAAGCUGCAUACCUGCUCCUUCAGAGGGAGUGCAACCUCAUCAAGAGCAGGCAACCUCCCAUCUAUCCAAUCUAGAGAACCACCCACUAUAAGUGCCUGUCUUAUCUGGAUCGAGCUUCAAUUUAUUGGCUUUCAUCCAGUCCAUUCUUGAGGCAAGACAUCAGUCCAGCACACCCACUGCCACAGUUGCAGAUGUAAAGGAGAAGUAGAGGUUUGUGUCAUCAGCAUAUUGCUGACAACAUACUCCAAAACUUUGGGUGACCCCACUCAGCAGUUUCAUGUAGAUGUUAAACACCAUGGUGGUGCUGAUGGGGAUUCAAAUCCUGAGGAACCCCACAUUGAAGGUUCCACAGGGGUGAAAGCACUCCCCAAGCAUCACCCUAUGGAAACAAGAAUCUAAGUAGGACCAGAACCACCACAAAGCAGUCCCACCCACCCCUAACUCAGACAGCCACUACAGAAGUAUACCAUGGCUGAUGGUAUCAAAAGCUGCUGAAAGGUCAAGGAGAAUUAACAAGGACACCUUUGCCCUGUCUCCUGACAGAGAUCACAAUCCAGGGCAACCAAAGCAGUUUCUGUGCCAAAAUCAGGCCUAAAUCCCAACUGAAAUGGAUCGAGAAAAUCAGUUACCUCCAAGAGCACCCAUACUGAUAAUAAUAACCCAUAAUUAUGGUACACAUUGUUUAUGGUCUAAGAAAGCCUCUGUAUUUGGGUCCAACCUAAGGAUCUAGCCCAGAAAAGAAACUUUUGAAAUCAUUAGAAAAUGAUGCACAAGAAAGAAGUGCCUUGAUUAUCAACAUCAUAUGCAAGAGCUAUCACAUUCAGACUUCCUUAUUUAUCUAUUUAUCGAUCUAUCAAGCUAGAAAUGGUUCAAUUGCACCUAAUUAUUUAGCAUGGAAAAUGAAAUAUCAAGCAGAAUGUCACAGGGAGCCAGCCAACUCAUCAGCAGUUCAGUAACUGUCUGACCAUCUAAAGAGAAACACUUGAAGUAUGACUCAGCUGUUUAUGUGGGAUGAUAAUUUGCAUCCAGUCAUUUCUAAUGGAAUGUGGCAUCUCUUUUUCAUUCAUGGAUAUUCCAUUAGCAUGUUCCCAAGACAGGUAACCUGCUUACAAUUAAUUGCUGAAUUUCUACAAAUAAUUACUGCCUUAUGUUCUGGGUUUCUUAUGAAUUGACUGCAGAUAUCCAAAUUUUAACACUGCACUGCUUUGUUUACAAAUGGGAGUCAUAUCAUACAUAUACCAUUCUAUAACGUUGAUGCUAUGCACUGAUAUUUAUUUACUUGCUUACUUACUGACCUUAGAAAUGUUGUUUGCAUGUGAAAAUCCUUUGAGAAACGUAUAGGUUUUGUAUUUUUCCUCCUAUAAAUUCUUUAUUUAUUUUGCCUCACAUUCUUAGCACACAAGUACACACAGAGAGUUACAUAAAAUGCAACACAGCAAAAUCUGGUAGUUAUUAACUCUAUGAGAUUGAGUAGUUAAGUCAAGGUACUCAAAGUCCAAGAAUGAGCUCUGUUCAGCUCAAUUUGAAAUUGGCUUGGUAUUCAUAAGCUUUCUUGAUGAGUAUUGGGGGAAAGCUAAUCUCCUCUCUGAGGGUUCUGUACAAACAUGUAAUGUUGGCACACAUGACCAGCCCACCCAUGAGGCAAGGUGAGGCAGCUACCUCAGGUGGCAGGAUCCACGGGGGCAGCAGAUCAUGAACCCAAACAUCAUGAACCUUCUGCUUGCUUCUUUCACACAGAGAAACUUCCAGAAGCUUCCAGAACCCUCUUGAAUUAAUUAGAAUAGGAAAGAUCUCUACACCUCAGAUCAAUACUUUCUGCACUAAGAAAUGCAAACUGACACUGGGUUCUCCUGGGCUCUGCACCCAGCUGGUGUGAUUCAGAACAGGGGCCCUUCACUUCCACAACAGCCGUUGAUUUCCACUUCAACUGUUGGGUAAGGUUAAUUUGGUUCCCCACCUUGCUCCUAAUGUAGAUCUUCACUCUCCCCUUGUUCCUGAAUUAGAUCUUUACUCACCCUUUCUUCCCUGGUGGGGGUCGGACACCGCUUUGAGGUCUGGCCGGCACAUAAGCUAAUAGUGCUACACAUGUGCAUUAUUGCAUUGCUCCCUUGUGUUCUGUUUUGAGCAGCAGGCAGGGCUUGGCCUGGUUUCAGUAGCACCCUGGACAGCUCCAUGCAGAGACUCCAUAAGAGCAGGGCUCAAAUGUUGUUUCAGCACCAGGCAUCCUCAAGCUGAACCUGAGGAGCUGCAAUUCUGUCUCAGUAACUACCACUGCUUUCCAUACGAGAAAUCUCUUCAUCUAACAGGGCACAGCUCAGUUAGAGUCUUCAGAAUCAGAGGAGGGUAAUGCUUUGGGUUCAGUAUACACAUCUGGGGCUCACCCUGAGAGCAAUUUCACUCUGAAUCCUGACUUCACCCCUGAAGAAGAAGAAUCAUGACACUUAGGUACCUGGAGUAUUAUGUCCAUUUAUGUGUUACACAUAUACUAAAGUGUGCAACCAGGAUGGUGAGGGAGAAGCUUUAGGAAACAGUCAGCUCUUCUGCAAGAUGCUGCUUCACAAAAUGGCCGACACCCCAAAAAAGUCUGCCCAAAUUCCAAGCAGUGUUUUAUAACAACAAAAUGAAGCAUGAAGCACAAAGCCAAAGUGUGAGAGGAAGCAACUUCUCCCUUUCUUAGGCAGAGGCCCAACUGAAUCUCGUACCUCGUCUUGUCAGUCUUCGGCAAUGAAAGAGGAUUCAGCAUUUCUGUCUUAUGACUGUAACAUUCUAGAGCUGGAUUGUGCAGCAGACAGAAAAUCCUUGUACAAUCCAUGUGUUGCAAAAGGGCAGUUAGCAUUAAAUAUUUAAAAAGCAGCUGAUUUUCCAGCAUUAUUUAAAAGGAGUUGCAGUGCAAUCCUUACCAUGUCUCCUCGGAAGUAAGUCCAGUUGCAUUCAGUGGUGCUUACUCCUCUGUGAGUAGGGUUUGCUGACUGAAUAACCUGUUUUUUUGGAACAUGUACUCAGAAUGCAGUAUAUAUUCAGAGUGUAUAUAUUUCUGAGGCCCAUGCUAGGUUGCAUCACAAUCACCAAAAAUAUUAUUACUACUACUACUGCUGCUGCUGCUACUACUACUACUGCUACUACUACUAUACCCCAUCCAUCUGGCUGGAUUUCCACAGCCACUCUGGGCAGCUUACAGCAUAUAUUGAAACAUAAUAAAAUGUCAAACAUUUAAAAAUUCCCGAUACAGGGCUGCCUUCAGAUGUCUUCUAAAAGUUAAGUAGUUCUAUAUCUCACUGACAUCUGAAGGGAGGGUGGUCCACAGGGAGGGUGCCACUACUGAGAAGGCCCUCUGCCUUGUUCCCUGUAACCUGGUGUUUCUUGUCAUCUGAGUUGUCCAUUGAUUAUAUCUCUUUAAAUAUUACUUCAUCUGACUGUAAAUAAAGAGAGAUGUUUACUUCUGUGCAUCGUGAUUAGCUAGGAUUAUAUUCUAGUAUCAGUAAUGAGACACCAAAGCAGAGUUCCAGAGUCUAUUAGCUUUGCAACAAGGCAGCAUACAACAGUAUAAAUAUUUUGUGUUUUUGAUACAAUGGUGCUACCCUCUGUCUCUGUGCUGAAGGACAGGAGAGCUCUUGGACGUAUCUAUCAUUCCCAGGAUAGAAUACCCACAGUCUAGGGGAAUUUAUGGGAAGAGUCAUAGCCCAGAGGUAGACCAUCUGCUUGCAUGCGUCAGUCCCUGGCAUUCCAGGCAGGGAAAGAUAACCCUAGAGAGCCCUUUCCAUUCAGUGUAUACAGUAUUAUACAAGAUGGAUGGUUAGUCUGAUUCAAUAAAAGGUAGCUGCUUUUAGAAAUGGCGAAACUGACAGAGAAGAUCAGGAACCAGGAAGAUCAAGUAUUUUUUAAAAGACUGGAGUAAAUUCUUAAUUUAUUUAAAAGACCACUGUAAACAGUUAAAAUCAUGGGCAGGGAUGUAAUGACACUAGUAAUGUGGAACUAAUUAUGCUAACUAUGGCUAUGUAACAGAUGCAUAAUGGUAAAAGAUGCAGAAACCCUUAUUUUAAAUAUGGAACCCAUGGAAGGAAGGGAAGGAGGUUCGAUGGUCCAAAAGAACCUUUUAUUUUAAUGUUUGAAAUGGUCAAAGUUAAUAUGUAUAAAAUUAUGUAAAACCAAUAAAAAAUGUUAUUAAAAAAAUGAACACCCCCCCCCAAAAGGUAGCUGCUUUUGACCAUUAAAAACAGUGGUGCAGUUUCAUGCCUCGCAACUGUGUCUACAUUCCUGAUUUCUUAGAAAAAGCUAGCAAAGAAAAUAUUUGCCAAUCUUGAUUUUUUUUUAUUUUGGGGGGAAAUGAAAAGAAAACAAAUGAUCCAAUCAUGCACAGUUUUGCAUAUAAAUUGAAUCAUAGCAGUAUCGUGACGAAGGGAAUAAAGAUGAGAUUUGGUUUCUGCUGCUGUGGUGGUUAGCACAUUUGCUGAGAAGAAUCACUGCUUUGCUGAAUAUUUUAAAAGUAAAAAUAAAACCACGAGCAUCUCAAAACAUGUACUAGCCAUUCCCCUGACAUAUAUACAUAUUGUUACAAAAGUUGGGUGCCACCUCCAUUCUCUGCCAAGCGAUAGCAAGAUCCCAGGGGGUUCCAGGGUUUAGGUUCCUUCAGAGAAAUGGGACAUGGCAGAGACUGUUGUAGCUUUAAUAAAUAUGGUUUAUUCACCUGUUUAUGCCUUCAGUCUGCAUGGAGGGAGUCCAGAUCUCAUAGUAUGAACAUUUCAAGAGGGGCUUGCCCUCCACAGCAGGGCAGCCAUGGAGUCCCAGCCAUAUCUCCCAGAUAGUCUUCACACAGCCUGCCCAAGUUGGAUCCCAGUCUUUCUUCCUCCCCCUUCUCCCCAGCAAGACUCCUUUUCCCAGUCACCUCACACCCAGUUACCCUGGCAACCUUCCCAAUCCCCAGUCUCUGUUCACAUCUCAGGGCAAAGGGGAAGGGCACUUCUCUUGCAUUGCCAAUGGCUCUCAAGGGCCCUGUAUUGUUUCUUAAUGGCCCUUCCUUGGCCAGGUCGUUUUACGUAGGCUAGCUCAAGAAUUCCUCUGCAGCUUGUAUUCUAUCUUCAUAUUCCAAAUAAGCAAAAUCCUGCUGUUUAUUGAUUUCUAGGGUUUAGGGCUGCCCGCCCCCAUCAAAUCUAUAACAAUAUGAAAAGGAAAGAUGCUGCAGUGUCCAACCUCGGUAGACCUGCUUGCUGCUGCCCACAUCAUUUAUAGCCUGCCCAUCUGUCUGGGUUUCCCUAGCCACUCUGGGUGGUUCCCAACAGAUUAAAAACAGAAUAAAACAUCAAAUAUUAAAAACUUCCCUAAACAGGGCUGCCUUCAGAUGUCUUCUAAAAGUCAGAUAGUUAUUUAUUUCCUUGACAUCUGAUGGGAGGGGGUUCCACAGGGCAGGCGCCACUACCAAGAAGGCCAUCUGCCUGGUUCCCUGUAAUUUUGCUUCUUGCAGUGAGGGAACCACCAGAAGGCCCUUGGAGCUGAACCUCAGUGUCCAGGCUGGACAAUGGGGGUAGAGACACUCCUUCAGGUAUACUGGGCCAAGGCCGUUUAGGGCUUUAAAGGUCAGCACCAACACUUUGAAUUGUGCUCGGAAAUGUACUGGGAGUCAAUCUAGGUCUUUCAGGACCGGUGUUAUGUGGUCUCGGUGGCCACUCCCAGUCACCAGUCUAGCUGCCGCAUUUUGGAUUAGUUGCAGUUUCUGGUUCACCUUCAAAGGUAGCCACGUAGAGCACGUUGCAGUAGUCCAAGCAGGAGAUAACUAGAGCAUGCACCACUCUGGCGAGACAGUCUGCGGGCAGGUAGGGUUCUUUUAAAAUGAGAUUCAGAAGUCAUACAAAACACAAGUGCGUGAGAAGAUUAAAAAAACAGCAAGCAAUAUACACACACCAAGCUAGCUCUUCAAACUGCCACUUGGAAGCCCUCAAGAAGCAGCGAAGUGACUUCCCCCAGGUAGCCUCAGUUUGCACAGCCCCAUGACCAAUCGAUCCGUGCACAAGCUUCUCCCUAACUCUGCCCAAAACUAUCCAAUUUAAACAUAGCUAGCCUAUGUGGCUUGCCCAAAUGACUACAUGAAGCUCAUUCAUUAGUGGCUAUGUGCAGAUUAUUCAUUAUUGGCUACGUACAGAUUAUUCAUUAGUAGCUAUGUGCAGAUCAUUCACCUCCUCCCAAUGCCUCACUUUCUCAAAACAAUGUCCAACAUCAAAGAAGGUACCUAGCACUACCCCUUCCUUCCAGCUAAUUAGGGCAUUAAAGGCUGUUCUCAUGUCAUCGAAGAACUUAACAAGAGAUAAGAAGGGGAAGGAACAGAGGCAGUACCGGCAACCAUGUCAGAUCACUAACUCCUCAAAAUACAAUUUAUCUUCCAGAUAGAUUGCCCAUAAAAUGCCCUCCAGUGGACCACAGCUCCCAUUAUCCCUGACCAUUGAUCAUGUUGCCUGGGACUGAUGGGAGCUAGAGAGCAACAGCAUAUGGAGAGUAUCAUGUUGUCUGCCCAUGCUUUAUAGCUUAGCUUUGUUGCCAGACUGUUGGAGAAACUGCUUUUCUCCAGAAGUGGACAUGCAUCCAAUCCUGGUAAGCCUGGCUCAUAGCCAAACAGAGGGUGUUUAAGUUAUUGCAAGGCCACUUUAUUUCCAAACUGAAAGUGCAGUAGACAGCCCCAAACACAUCAAGGGUGCAUGGAAGUAAACAGAACCUUCCUAGGAGAUGGAUUAGAAAUCCACUGGUAAAUCCAGAGGCUCUUUAAACACAGCCAUUCACCCUGGAGCUUACUCCCCAUUCGUUGCUGCCACUUUUGGAGAAACAAAAGGAACAUCACAAGCAGAUUUUUCAGGCCAAGGAAGUUAAGGUUGCAAUGCGCACUUAACCUGGGAAGAAAGCCCAUUGAACUCGAGGGGCCUUACUUCUGAGUAGGCAUCUUUAGGAGUGCACUCCUCAGAUAUCAUGCGACAAUUACAGUUGUACCUCGGAAGUUGAACAGAAUCCGUUCCGGAAGUCAGUUCGACUUCCAAAACAUUCGGAAACCAAGACGCAGCUUCCAAUUAGCUGAAGGAAGCUCCUGCAGCCAAUCAGAACCAGCGUCCGACGUUCGGAUUCCAAAGAACGAUUGCAAACCGGAACACUCACUUCCGGGUUUGUGGCGUUUGGGAGUCAAAACGUUCGACUCGCAAGGUGUUCGGGAUCCAAGGUACAACUGUACAAUGAAUAGUUGUCUGAAGCCAUCGAUUUGUGAAAGAGGCACAGCUGAACAUGAACACCACUUCCAUGAACUCCCACCUCCCAUCCCUCCCCAAAAAAUCUUAUUUUACUCAUGUUUCUAUGCUUCUACCUGUAGAUUCUAUAUGCACACCCACACAAUCCCCCCACCUCACCUCUCAUAUACCAGAAUAACAAUGAAAGAAAAAGACUCUGUAUGAAUCAGCUUGUUUUAUAGUUCUCCUGCCGCCUGGUAAUAAAGCAAGGCAAAGAUUGUUAACGUAACAAUUAGUUUCAAGCAGUUAGCUUGCAGUUGGAUUUUCCCUUGGCGGGAGUGUCAUGGGGGAAUGGGGAAUUAAGGUUCUCUGUUAGAAAGGAGAAGGCUGUCGAGGGGGAAGUACAGGCUGCAAUUUUCAAAUUGUUUGCUUCCAAGUUGACAUGCUUGCUCGAUUCAGGCAUCACACUAAGCCAUAGUUUGUGCUAACAAUUGUUUAGAACUGAAGCCUAUACCUACCCAGACCUACAGCCACGUGCUUCUCUGAGUUCCGUCGCCAAAUGAUGAUGGGUGGCUAUGAGAAACAGAGUGUUUUCUUGGUGGUAGCACCCCAACUGUAGAACGCCCUCCCCAAAGCAGCACGCCUGACCCCCAUGUGGAUUUCAGUGGGUUUAAGGUCUUUCUGCCCUGCUGUCGUCUCUAUGGUAGGUAUUUAUUCCCGUGCUGUUUUACUCUGGUUAUUGAGCAUGUGUUGUUUGUAUUUCUGGUUUAAAAUAGCUUUACAGUGGUACCUCGGGUUAAGUACUUAAUUCGUUCCAGAGGUCCGUUCUUAACCUGAAACUAUUCUUAACCUGAAGCACCACUUUAGCUAAUGGGGCCUCCUGCUGCCGCCAUGCCGCUGGAGCAUGAUUUCUGUUCUCAUCCUGAAGCAAAGUUCUUAACCUGAAGCACUAUUUCUGGGUUAGCGGAGUCUGUAACCUGAAGCGUAUGUAACCCGAGGUACCACUUUAUUGUGAAUCACCAGAGAGCCUGACAGGAAAUAGUUUGCUCGGCAGAGCUGGGGUGGGGUUAGGGAUGUUCUGACACCGACCUCGCUGUUGGCCAGGUCGGUGGGCUUUGUUGCCCCCUGGCCUGGGGGAGGCAGGUAAGAUCCUCCCCCUAUUGUGUGGGCAGGAUGGUCCCUCCCCCUACCUGGCCUGAUCACCUUGGCAACGCCUCCCCAGCCGGGAUUUGGCAGCUGGCUGAAGUAGGCGGAGACCUCCAGGUAUCCCACCUGGGGAAGGUGAAGCCAAGCCUGUUUUAAUGGUGCUGCAUAGGGUCCAGGGGGCUGCGCACGACCACGCAAAGGGCGCCCCCAUUUAAUGUGUGGGGAGCUGUCAUUGCUGAGAUGUACUGAGUGCCAACCAGCUAGAGGGCUUUGCAGCUUGCAAGCCACCGGCUAAAGUGAGGUAUCACCUCGCACUUUAUAAUGACACAGAAAGGACACUGCCUGCACCUGCAGUUCAGUCCUUGGCGCAUGAAGGUAACGAGAUGAGGUUGGCAGCAAAAGGACGAACAACUGCUCAGAGUUUUGUCCCGUGAACCUGCAUUGCAGCAAGCUAGUGGCAUUGGUAGAGGCGUCAGAGUCCCGACUCCAUUUGAGGCCACAGCGCACCAGGGAUCACGCCAGGCAACGGGCGAGAGACCACUCCGGUGGCAGAAACAGCAGCUCUUCUCAGGAUUCCUCUUUUUCUCUGAGAACUCAGAGCUCUCGAGCCAGAGCCCCGCAGAUGACAAGCAGAAAGGCGCAAAGUGCUUUGUCACCCAGAGAGAUCAAUUUUUACACCGUUCUCCAGGAAUCUGCAAUGGUGUCUGGUUCCCCUCUGUGCUUACCGCAGUGGAUGUCAAACGCAGCGUUUGUCUUACUCAUGCUUGCCUUGAAAUGCAGCCCGGCUCUCCGAGAGAGGCCUCCCUGUAGCAUUGUAGCCAUGAUGAUGCUGAUUUGUGCCCGCAUGCUGUUUCCUCGGUGGUCUUGUCAAAUCCUCUGCCUCAUCAGGCUAGCUCCGUAUAAGGCAGGAUGAAUUCAGAGCUUGGCAUCCUCAGUGCCACCCUGUGGUCAGUCAGCAAGACUUAAAAAGCCUUGUGACUAAGGCCAUUUUUUUAAAUUUUUAUUUUUUUGCUUUCGAGUAUGGCUGCUGGCUCUGAGUCAUUCCUCCCCCUUUGGCCCCCACUGCUUUUUUAAUAUGUUGCUGUGGAGUCACUUUUAUUAACAUUGCUCUUGGCCUGGGGCCAAUGUGCCUCUAAUUCCUAAUGACAAGAGUCUAAUGUGGCUCCACUGAAGGUUACUUUGGAUUCCUAGCCAUGUAAAUAAGAACAAAUGUAGCCCACGGAGCAUUUGUGUGCAGUCCAACCUGCCCUUUUCAUGGGGGGGGGGCACUUCUGUAUAGGCUUAUAGAGAAAUGUAAUGCUUGUUUUUCCGCCGCUCUUAAUGAGUGCUCCUUUUAACGAUUGCAUUUUGUGGUUUUAGUAUUCUGUAUUGGGUUCCGGUUUCUUUUGUAAGCUGCUUUGAGUAUUUGUUUUAAUUGAAGACUAGGGUAGAAGCUGUGGGCAUCCGUCUGUCUCGGGAGAUAAUAGAAGGGGGGACCUUGGGGGCUGGUCCAACUCUUGGACGGUUAUAAUGCCUGUUGUGGCUGUAGAGACCGAUACAGGAGGGGUUGUUGUUGUUGUUUAGUCAUUUAGUCGUGUCCGACUCUUCAUGACCCCAUGGACCAGAGCAUGCCAGGCACUCCUGUCUUCCACUGCCUCCCGCAGUUUGGUCAAACUCAUGCUGGUAGCUUCGAGAACACUGUCCAACCAUCUCGUCCUCUGUCGUCCCCUUCUCCUUGUGCCCUCCAUCUUUCCCAACAUCAGGGUCUUUUCCAGGGAGUCUUCUCUUCUCAUGAGGUGGCCAAAGUAUUGGAGCCUCAGCUUCAGGAUUUGUCCUUCCAGUGAGCACUCAUGGCUGAUUUCCUUAAGAAGAGGUUUGAUCUUCUUGCAGUCCAUAGGACUCUCAAGAGUCUCCUCCAGCACCAUAAUUCAAAAGCAUCAAUUCUUCAGCUAUCAGCCGAACAGGAGAGGUGGGAGGAUUAAAAUAAUAAACAAUGAUUUGGAGGCACAGUUCAUUUCUUGAGGAAAGGGACUUCUGGUGAGUGCUGUCCUCUGUCCAUGGUCCCUAGCAGACUGCCCUGGCAACAGCCACAACAACGGCAUUCCACAGGGUGGGCAUCACUACCGAGAAGGCCCUCUGCCUGGAUCCCUGUAACCUCACUUCUAGCAAUGAGGGAACCGCCAGAAGGCCCUCGGUGCUGGACCUCAGUGUCUGGACUGAUCAAUGAAGGUGGAGAUUUCAGGGUGGUAAACAUAGGCAUUUCAGAUGAAAAUAAAAAUAAUUUAUUAUUUAUACCCCGCCCAUCUGGCUGGAUUUCCCCAGCCACUCUGGGAGGUUCCCAACAGAUUAAAAACAGAAUAAAAGACCAAAUAUUAAAAACUUCCCUAAACAGGGCUGCCUUCAGAUGUCUUCUAAAAGUCAGAUAGUUGUUUAUUUCCUUGACAUCUGAUGGGAGGGUGUUCCACAAGGCAGGCGCCACUACCGAGAAGUCCCUCUGCCUGGUUCCCUGUAACCUUACUUCUUGCAAGGAGGGAACUGCCAGAAGGCCCUUGGAGCUGGACCUCAGUGUCCAGGCUGAAUGAUGGGGGUGGACACUCUCCUUCAGGUAUACUGGGCCGAGGCCAUUUAAGGCUUUAAAGGUCAGCACCAAUGCUUUGAACUGUGCUCGGAAACAUACCGGGAGCCAAUGUAGGUCUCUCAGGACCGGUGUUAUAUGGUCUCGGCGGCCACUCCCAUUCACCAGUGCCACUGCCACAUUCUGGAUUAGCUGUAGUUUCCGGGUCACCUUCAAAGGUAGCCCCACCUUCGGGGCUAUGAGGAGGACAGGGGUCCUGUGUUGGUAGCUGCAUACAUUUCAGUAGGUUUAGCUUUUGCAGGAGAGAAUUUCCACUUCUAAGAUGGCUGUUGCAGCCCUCUUGCUGGGCUAGAACUCCAACCACUCCCAACCAUUGGCUAUGCUGCCUGGGACAUAGACUUAAAAUCAAGCAACAUCUGGGAAUCCACAGAUUCCACCCACCCCUGCAUUAAUGGUAUAGGAAGCUCUUCCUUCUCUCAUCUAAUCACCUGAAUUGGUUUUAGGGGUAGAGUGUUAGAUAUUUGAGAUCCCAAGAGAGGGAGGCUACUACGAUUACAACUAAGAUUGCUACAUCAACAUCAGCUGUCACUCAGAUUGAUUGAUUUGCAAUGUUCACAUUGCUAGAGAUAUACUCUAUAUCCUACAAUAUUAAACAAAGUCAGAAACUUCAGCUAGUGCAGAAUUCAGCGGCCAGGUUGCUCACCAGAGCAAGACGGUUUGAGCAUAUUACACCGAUCCUGGUUCAACUGCACUGGCUACCAAUUAGUUUCCUGGCCCAAUUCAAAGUACUGGUUUUGACCUAUAAGACCUUAAACAGGUCACGACCGCAAUACCUCAAGGACCGCCUCUUUCCAUAUGAACCUACCUGGACCCUGAGAUCAUCUUCUGAGGUCCUUCUUUGUGUGCCUCCUCCUCAAGAAGUCCAGUGGAUGGUAACAUGAGAACGGGCCUUCUCUGCAGUGGCCCCCAUCUGUGGAAUGCUCUCCUCGGGGAAGUUCACCUGGCACCUUCGUUAUACACCUUUAGGCGCCAGGCAAAAAUGUUCCUUUUUAACCAGGCCUUGAUCCGAUUUACAUCACUUCUUAAAAUGUGGCUCUUUUCUGGGGGGUGGGGGUGGGGAGAGUGUUAUUGGGUUGUUGUUUUUAUUUUGAUUAUAUAUAUUGUGGUUUUUAUGUUGAUCUUUUCUGUGUAUCUGAGACCUCCGGUUAUAGGCCGGUAUGUAAAUUUAAUAAAUAAUGAAAAUAAAAAUAAGUCCCAAACAACUUGGUUUUGGCACAGCUGUUGUUUAUUUGCUACAUUUGUAAGUUUCAUGACUAGACAGAGAUCUGAUUCCAGCAUUUGGUGAUUCCAGUUCAUUGCUCUACCCCAGGCAUAGGCAAACUCGGUCUUCCAGAUAUUUUGGGACUACAACUCUCAUCAUCCCUAGCUAACAGGGCCAGUGGUCAGGGACGAUGGGAUUUGUAGCCUGAAAACAUCUGGAGGGCCGAGUUUGCCUAUGCCUGCUCUACCCACUACACCAGACUGCCUUUUGUUUUUUCUGUGGGAUUCCUCUUUCGGAGCUGCUUGAAUCAUUUUCUUAUGUUUCAGCUCCUGAACCUUUCAGUGAAUAUAAAGGUGGCCAGGGAAAGAGAGUGAGGGGAGAAAUAGUAACCCCAAGCUGCUAUUUGAUAAGAUUGAAGUGAAAUGUAUCUUGAAACAUUCUCUCACUCCCACUGCUGCAUUUCAUAUCGCAGAACACAUGCACUCCCAAGUUCACACUGCUCACAUUGAAGGAAAACGCAUGAAAAUACAGUAUUUCUCAAGAAAGUGCAGGUUGAUUGUGUAUUGCAGGUUGUGUAUUGCAGGCAAUGCAUUCCGUACGAUGUUUCUCUGAUGAAAAUAGGGACGUCCCAUUCCAUAACGAUAAUUUUACUUUUUUUAAUAGAAUUAUGUAUUUGUUUUUUUAAAUUAAAAAUUUACAGAGCUAUAUCAAACAUAAAUCAUAAAAACAAGAUUCCAAGGAAUCUCAUGGACUUCCCUCUUCCCCUUUGUGAGUCCUAUUGUUAGUCAUUUCCUCCUGCAUCUUUUGUAAUAAUCCAAGUCUUUUACAUCCCCAUUGUGUCCAGAAUUCACCCUGAAACCACAAGUGAUAUUCCAAUCCUGCUAACGAUUUUAACUGUUUACAACGGUCUUUAAGAUAAGUUAUACAUUUUCCCCAUUCCUCAUUAAAAUGUUGGUCUUCCUGAUUUCUGAUUCUCAUGAUGAUAAUUUUACUAUUUAUACACCACACAUCUAACUGGGUAUCCCCAACUGCUCUGGGCAGCUUGCAACAUUUAUAAAAACAUAAUAAAACAUUAAACAUUAAAAAAAAAAAAAACUUCCCUAUACAGGGCUGCCUUCAGAUGUCUUUUAAAGGUUACUUAUCUCCUUGGCUCAGGGGUCACAAAACUCCAUACCCUCCAACAUUUCUCCAAUGAAAAUAUGGAUGUCCUAAGAGAAAGCAGGACAUUCUGGGAUCAGAUCAGAAACCAGGGUAGAUUCUGUGAAUCCAGGACUGUCUCUGGAAAACAGGGACACUUAGAAGGGUCUGGCAAUGGCAUUUGUAAAUGGCUUCACAAACCAUCAGCAGGAGUGCAGAAUAACAGGAGCCUGUACCCAGACUGUAAUCUAAUCUUACAGAUUUGACAAACAUGCUACAAAAAUGCCUUCUGCUGAAUCAAACCUCUGAUCUGUUUCGCUCAGAACUGUCUGCAGCUAUCCCAGGUUGUCAGGCCAAAGCCUCUCUCAGCCUUGACACCUUUUGACUAAAAGUAUCAGGGAUUUGGGAAAAUAUGAGCCCUGUAUAUGAUCUGUGAUCCCUUUCUACAAUCACAGGAAUGAAUGAAUGGACAGUGAAUCUGCAUGUAGCUAUAGAAGGGAUCUAAGUGUUCUCUGAGUCAGUACAUGGAGAGAAGCAGUUCUGGGAAACACCAAGAGAGGAUAUAAACCCAGAGCAGAAGCCAUUUUGAAUUCAGUUGUAGCAAAGGUAUCACAUUUAUUCAUUUCCAUCCUUCAGUCCCUUGUGUUGUCAUUUUACAAAGUUUGCAGCAGCAAACAGGGGAACUCGGGGAGCUCUGUGGACAAUCACUUUGUGAAAUAAGAUCCAAUAUAUAUAUAGGUUUUACAUAAAUUUAUACAUUAUAACUUUAACCGUUUCAAAACAUUAAAAUAAAAAGGUUCUUUCAAACCUUUGGAACUCCUCACCUCCCUCCAUUUCCAAAGAAAAUAAAUUCUUUUUUCUUUCUCUGCGUCUUUUACUGUUAUCUAUCUGUUAUAUGGGACGUGGGUGGCGCUGUGGGUUAAACCACUGAGCCUAGGACUUGCCAAUCAGAAGGUCGGCGGUUCGAAUCCCCACAACGGGGUGAGAUCCCAUUCCUUGGUCCCUGGUCCUGCCAACCUAGCGGUUUGAAAGCACAUCAAAGUGCAAGUAGAUAGACAGGUGCCGCUCCGGUGGGAAGGUAAACGGCGUUUCCAUGCGCUGCUCUGGUUUGCCAGAAGGGGCUUAGUCACUGUAUGCUGGCUCCCUCGGCCAAUAAAGCGAGAUGAGCGCCGCAACCCCAGAGUCGGUCACGACUGGACCUAAUGGUCAGGGGUCCCUUUACCUUUACCUUUAUCUGUUAUAUAUUCAUAAUUUCCAAAGUUCAUUUCACAUUACAAGUGUCACCGUAUCCCUGCCAAUGAUUUUAACUAAUGGAAUCCAUUAUCCAGCCUAUGAUGGUGGAAGACAAGAUCAGCCCAUCUUGUGCCAUUUUCCGUAGUUCUGUAUCAGCACCCAUACCAAAACGCAGCAGCAAAACAAACCUAAAGAAGGAAAUCAAUAAAACCUUCUGCAGAGGGGAAGGGCUUGAUCCUUGGAUAGAAACAGUCUGAGCAGAAAGGAUUUUGCUUGCUGCAUCUUUCCAUUAAUCUGCUGCUCACGCGACAUACUGAUGCUCUAGAAGCCUUCUGAUUGGUCACGGGGAGACAGAGGGGGGUGCAAGUUCAAUGCCUAUAUUAGUACAAGAUAAAUCCUCCCCUGCCAAGCUAUGAUUUAAUCGCUGGAAACACAAAGGUUGUGUGUUUGCGUGUUGGUUUGUGUUGAGUACUCUGAGGGGUGGAAACGAAAUUUGGUGUUCACGUUCUUCUAUCCUGGCUUCCCAAAACAGGCAUGUACAACCACUUUAACAUCCUUGAAAUAUCAAUGACUUCCCUGCUUCUCUUUCCAUGGUUCAUUUUGCAUAUCAUAGAUUCCUGCAUAUUUUAUAAAAACCUAAAUCAUUUAAUAAUAAUAAUAAUAAUAAUAAUAAUAAUAAUAAUUUUUAUUUAUACCCAGCCCGUCUGGCUGGGUUUCCCCAGCCACUCUGGGCAGCUUCCAACAAAAGAUUAAAAAUACAUUAAAGCAUCAGUCAUUAAAAACUUCCCUAAACAGGGUUGUUUAAUAUUCAACAUUCCAUUAAUAUAUCCAUCAAAUGUUAUUUACACUGUUGAAUUUAUCUUAGUGCUGCCAGUGUUUUCAGGUGUACACAAUUUCUCCCCAUAUAUUCAAUAGACGUUUUCCAGUCUUCUCUAAACAAAUGUUCUUCUUGUUCUCUAAUUCUAUAUGUUAAAUCUGCAAGCUGCGCAUAUUCCAUCAGCUUAAGUUGCCAUUCUUCUUUAGUUGGGACCUCGCUCAUUUUGCAUUUUGGGGCUAACAAAACACGGGUGUGUGGUUCUUGGGGCUUCGUCGUAUUAACAUUGCUGAGCAGGAUGCGUGCCGUAGCUGAGGACCAGAAGUCGGGGAGUGAAUCGGCACCGUGCUUUGGAAACGAGCAAAUAAGAAUUAUGCGUCUGUGGGGUUCUGUUGAACAUUCCUGUGGCUAAUAUAAUUUGUUAGUCAGCCUACAAAUGUCAAACGCUAUCAAAUGUGUAUGAAUAGCAAAGCUACGGGUUUUUAUGCAGUCGUCGGCCUCGGCUCCGAAACAUUAUUGCAGGAGCAAUUUGACCUCCAAUUAACGGAUUGGCGUGAAUGCUUAUAUGAUUUUGCCUUUCAAGUGGAUGAAUAUGCCUGCCAAAAGGGAUGGUGGCAAGCCUAAAUCAUAUCAUUUGUACCUUUUCUUUAACGAGUCGCACCUGGAGAACCAGGGAUUUUAUUUCCAACGUCAAGCCGUUGCUGUCUAAUGAUCACGUUGGGAACCAUUGACGUUGGUGAAUGUUUGCUUACUUUGCCUGGGCCAACAACUAAUGGAAUGAGCAAAUACAGUGCUCCCCACCCCCGGAUUUGAACUAUAAAAUGGUGGUUUUCUUGAGUAAAAAUGAGAGUACCCCUAAACAUUUUUUUAAGAAAAAAAAGCACUGGGCAAAUGUGUUGACUAUCUAGGGUUCUGAGGCUCUUGGGACCAUUCCAGUCAGAUGUCAAGGGGUGGAAAUGAUAAGGAAGACACAGCACAGAGCUAAAAUCAAAGAACUUCCCCUUUCCCCCCUUCCAGAUGUGUGAUACAUAGGCAAAUUUAUGCAGUCUACACCAACUGAUUCAUACCACUUUCAAGAGUCAUGGCUUUCACCCAAAGGAUCAUGGGAACUGUAGUCAGUGGUAGAGGAAGCCUCUCUGGCACCCGGUGCGGGGCGCCAAGGGGAGGAGGAAACCACCUGGCGGCACACGUGCGAUGCCCAUACAGAUGGCACACAUGCGGCAGGCCAUACCCUCGGCUGCUCUACAGCUGGGGGAGGAGGUGUGAGCCAUCUUUUCAACCCUCCCCAGGGUGGCAUCCGGGGCAGACCGCCCCCCGCCCCUCCCUUUCAUACGCCCCUGACUGUAGUUUGUUAAAGGUGCUGAAAGUCAUUAAAAGGUAAAGGUAAAGGGACCAUUAGGUCCAGUCAUGACCGACUCUGGGGUCGCAGCGCUCAUCUCGCUUUAUUGGCCAAGGGAGCCUGUGUACAGUUUCCGGGUCAUGUGGCCAGCAUGACUAAGCCACUUCUGGCAAACCAGAGCGGUGCACGGAAAUGCCGUUUACCUUUCUGCCAGAGUGAUACCUAUUUAUCUACUUGCACUUUGACGUGAUUUCGAACUAGGUUGGCAGGAGCAGGGACCGAGCAACGGGAGCUCACCCCAUCGCGGGGAUUCGAACCGCCAACCUUCUGAUCAGCAAGUCCUAGGCUCUGUGGUUUAACCCACAGCUCCACCCGCGUCUCCUUAUUACCCUUACAGAGCAACAGUUCUCAGUACAGUUUAGCAAGCCAAUUGCUGUUCCUGGGCAACUCUGAGAAAUGGGGAGGGGUAGGAGGUCUCACAACCCUCAGCGCCCUUAGCAAACUACAGUUCCCAAGAUCCUUUGGGCGAAGCCAUAACUAUUUAAGGUGGCAUGACGCUGCUCAAAAUGUACAGUGCAGAUGGAGCCUAAUGCUAAAACAAUUUAAUAACUUAUAGUGCAAUCCUAACUAUGUCAGCUCUCUUGAAGUCAACAGGGCUUAUUCCCAGCUAAGUGGGGUUAGAAAUGGUAGCCUGAGAUUGUUUCAAAUGCCUAACUCCUAAUUUUAAAGGAGUAUUUGAGAGAGUUCAGUUAAAUACAAGAGGGAAGCCUCUGGAAAGAGAGUAAAAAUGACCACCUCAAGCUACAACUGCUCAGCAAUGAUAAGAAGUGUAUUACCAAAUAUUCCUUUGCACACUCAGGACUGUUUAUAUUCAGUGCUAAAUGCAAGUCCUCUGCUUUCUGGUGAUCCACUUCAAGUCAGGUGGGUAGACUACCAAACCAAUGUGAUCCCAUGCCACAUCUGGAGGGGGGGUUGGUUUUUGCAUUUUGGUUAAAUGGGAAAAAUACUUUAGGGUAAUAUCACAGAAUUGCAGAAGUUGAGAGUUGGAAGGGAUCCAAGGGUUAUCAAGUCCAACCCCCUGCAAUGCAGGAAUCUCAGCACAUGGUCUCCCAUCCAAUUUGAAACCAUACGAGACCCUGCUUAGCUUUGCAAGUGUGCUAGUAGUUUUAUUGCGGCACCUCUAGGAGGGGUUAACAAAAAGGGGAAAUCCUCAGAUGCCAAGAACCAAGUUAGAAAACUCCAGCAGAGAUUAUGUUAAAAUCACAAAAUAUUCAGCAAAGUAAAGUGUGAUUUACCAUUAAAUCUUUAAAAUAUCCUCUUCUAAGUUGCUCCCAAUUUUCCCCAGUUCCCCAGUAAAGAGAGACAACCCGUUUAGUAUUUUUUUAUUUUUUAAAAAAGUUUACUUACAAAUUCUUCAAAGGUCAGAAUCAUGUGCUUUUCCAUACAGCAGUAAGAAAAGACAGGCAGUAGAACUUAGGUUCUAAAACAAUAAAUGUUUCUAAAUUAUUUGAAACACAAAGAUGGCUUGCGUAAAGCCGCAGAGUCUAAGCUUGGAGCCUCCAGAUUACACCUCCUUACUGGUGGGAUUCACAUGGUGGAAGUAGGAGAACAAAGAGUUUGGUAACCCUUCCUUGCCCAAGGAGAGGAGGUGUGACCUAGCUAACCCUGGCAGGACAACUUAGUCUAUGGUCUUAACCCCUUCAUGCAUGAAUUAAGCAUGCUGAUUAAAUGAAGCUGGAUUUAUCCCACAGAGGGCACCACUGUGUUACCCCUGCACUCAAGAAUGGACACACACUUGUGUGGGUCAGCCAACGAUUACUCAAUUGGUUGCGGUGGGGGGACGGGACGAUUGCAGGAUUUAGGAAAAGCUUUGGGGGAAGGCUCUGCAGGCUGACUUUGUCUGCACAUCAGCUCUGUGAAAGGUCUGGCAUGUGAUCUCGCCUUCCAGAGGGAUUCAGGGAGCUGCUUCUCACAGUUCACGGAGAACGUCCAUGUGACAGGCCUCUGUGCAGGCGGCAUGAGGGGGUGGAAGCUGCCUGUUCCCUCCUCCCUCCCUCCCCUUUAGUGCUUACUCAUUUGCCUCGGGGCUUGCCACAGAGCUGCUCAGAUCCUGCUUAUUAGUCAUGACCGUACGCCGCUACAUUCGGUCGGCUUCGUAAGAUGACAAGGCUCAAUUAAAACACAGUCAUAUCUGGUGGCUGAAGGGAGAUGGCGAGGGCAGAGUGUGCGUUCCAUGCACGCAUUAUGCACAGCAGUUAACAUGGAGGGGUGGGUGGGGACUUGCAUGGCUGUUUACCAUUCCUAAGCUACACACACACACACACACACAAGGAGUUAGGCAGUAUUAGCACACAUGUGAGGGUAUGCAUCAGAUGUUAGUGGAAAGCCUCCUCUGUGUGUGCAUGUGUGCAUCUUUGCACAUGUGUGUGUUUGCACACAUGUAUAUGCACAAGCAUGUGUGUGUUCAUAUGCAAGGCUGUGUGCAUGUUUUCUCCUGGUGAAUUUGUUUUAUUUAUUUAUUUAUUUAUUUUAUUUGCAUGCUAGAUCAGAUACUUCCACUUACAACAGCUCCUUCUGCCUACAUCAUAAUAUUAGUGGCUCUGCUGCUCAGAAAACGUAAAGGGCGGUGGCGAUUUCUUCCCUUCGCUGCAUUUUUUUAUUUUUUAAAAAAAUAAAUAUUUUAAAAAAUACAGCAGCCAUUCUGCAAUGAUAUUUUGUUUGCUUAGCUUUUACUCAGGGCCGAGAAGGAAUAAAGAGAUGCACAUUGCCAGAACAUCAGGCAAUGAAGUGGAGACUAGAAAAGAGAGAGAAUGAUAGCUGUUAAUCAUCCGUUCUGUGAAAUACAAGAGCAGAAUACUAGUUCUCUGUUGUUGUCAAUUUGGAAUUCUCUUGUUAUGAGUGGGGGAAUGGGGUGGGGAGUAGGCUGUCUGCAAUACCCUUCUAACCCCUGUAUCCAGUGUUAAAAUAUAACCAGGCUGGCUUUCUAAUGCGCCGAUCACCUGGGCGAUGGGCCAGUAAGAGAACAAAGGGUUAAGGGGCUUGGUGUUAGGUGGCAAAUGGAUGGGGGCUCCCUCCCUUAACAGACAAAACCAGAGUUUGGGGGCUGUGAUGUGAAUGAGAGGGAAAGCAGCAAGCUGGAUUUGAUUUCUGUUUGAAUCGAAAGCUGCAGUUAUGGGAGAAACAGGACCCUCUUGGAGCGUUAAUGCCAUGAGCCCCUUCAUCACUGGCUCAGGUUGCAUAUUUGUGUGAAUAAACCAUAUAUCCUCAAGACACCACAGUUUCUGGUGCUCCUCAUUUCCCAAAGGAAACACAGACCCUGGAAUCUCCCAUCGCUCAGAGAUUGGGGUGCCAUGCAACAAUACGUUACCAGGGUAGAAGUUAAUCAUAUUUUUUACAUAACCAAGGCUUCUGUUUUGUUCUUGCUGAUGCUGAUGCUGAUAACGAUGUUUAAAAAAACAAGCACUGCCUUAGUUUGCAACGCGUGCAUUUGAAAAGAAAAACAAAACCUAACAUCGGGGGCAAAUAGAGCACACAAAUAAAAUAUCCGCUGUUUGUUCAGGCAGCAGAGCUAAAAUGUAUUUGGGUUGGUCUUCACUGCCUUUUAACAGAAUAGCCCCAAGGCAGCUCUGUCUUGUUGAUGCUGCCCUUGUGUGCAUGCUUUGAAAGGGGCCGGACUUUUAAAAGAGAACCUUGUCUGUCCAGUGUGCUGGUUUUGCUGUGGAAAAUUACAGUACUUUAUUUGACUUUCCUGCAAGGCACGUGCACACUUCAGCUGGGUUGCCUGCCAAGAUUUGUAAUUUUAGUUUUCCUUUGUUAUGAGAUGAACUGUGGAAUAACAGCACAGCAUCUGGGCAGGAAUAAAACUGAGCAUUAAUAGAAUACUAUCCAAAUUUCAAGUUCAUAAUAAAAGGAGCAGCACUUGAUUGCUGGGCUGUAUUUGUUUGACUUCCUUUCAUUCUUAGGCUGAAGUCUGAAAACUGAUGAGUAGCCUCUAUAGAAUUUCACUGGGGACAUGGCGUACUUUGUUUUGUGACCAAACCAUAAAAUAAACAAUCGGAGGCAUAUGAGAUCAAGGGAAGAAUGAAGCAAGCAUUGCAUUGACUCGGUGCUAGCUGCAUGCUGCUCUUCCACAUGAAACCAUAGUUUAACAUUACAUGCUAACCAGUUUAGCAUAUGACUCAGGGAGUUCCAGAUUUGACUCUUGCCAUUGUCCUGAACUCUCUGCAAGUCUUUCUCUCAGCCUCAGUCUGGUGUCUGCAAUAUGGGCAUAAUAAUGGUUGUUUGCUUUACAUGGUUGUUGUAAGGUUGCAGGUUUAUAUACAUUUGAAACACUUGGAUGCUAAAAACAAAAGCAGAAAAACAAAGCAAUUAUGAGGCAUUCAGGGUGAGGUGCAUCCUUCUGUCUGAACCCUCUUAUCUGUGUACAGACAACAUUCAGGAAAGUUUGGGGUUUGCUGUCGCUGGGGGUUUUCAAGGAGAGAGAACAGAUUGGAACUGCUGCAGAUACGCACCCCGUUUCCUGCAGGUGGAAGAUGCCUUCAAUGCACAUAUAACCAACACUGAAAAAUUUGCACAUUUGGAUAUGCAUUACAAGUGCAUUACAAUCAUCAUCUCAGUGUCCUUGAACACAUUUGAUGCAGCUGUGUGUGAACAUCCCCAUCCAAAACUAUUGGGCGGAAUGAGGGCCAAAGCAUUCUUUGAAUCAAGUAAGAACAGAUGAGCUCUGUGGUCUUCCCAACCAGUUGUGCGAGCUAAAAAAAAGUACACUGGGAUUUGGACCAAGUGGGCCAACUAAGUUUUACUCAUAGUAGACUUAUUGAAAUUAAUGAACUAGCCUAAAUUAGGUUAAUUAUGUUCAGCAAGUCUACUCUGACUAAAACAUAAGGCUUAUCCACACUUAGGUUUUGCUCUGUUCUAUCCAGGCAGGUCCACACUUAAAAGUUCUGUGUCCAAAGCCUAUGCUUUGUGUGUGUUUUGCCCUGAGCUUUCCCCAUGAAAGCCUGCUCUUUAGCGUUCAAUUGGAGCAAACGUCAAUCUGGGAUUUCUGCAGAUUGCUGUUUGUGCCGACUGAGCUUUAAAGAGCGAACUUUUGAGGGGAACACUCUGGAGCAAAAGGAAAAAAGGGCACUCAGACACAAAGCUUUAAAGCGCGACCUGCACCUGGAAAGAGUUGAGGAAAAGUAAGUGUGGAUAAGCCCUUUGUAGGGAACGCAGGUAGCUCUGUGGUCUAAACCAUUGAGACUCUUGGGCUUGCCAAUUGGAAGGUUGGCGGUUCAAAUCCCCGCAACUUGGUGAGCUCCCAUUGCUCUGUCCCAGCUCCUGCCAACCUAGCAGUUCGAAAGCAUGCCAGUACAAGUAGAUAAAUAGGUACCGCUGCAGCAGGAAGGUAAACAGCAUUUCCAUGUGCUCCGGUUGCCCUCAUGAUGUUCCAUUGCGCCAAGAGCGGUUUAGUCAUGCUGGCCACAUGACCCAGAAAGCUGUCUGUGGACAAACACUGGCUGCCUCAGCCUGAAAGCAGGAUGAGCACCACAACCCCAUAGUCGCCUUUGACUGGACUUAACCGUCCAGGGAUCCUUUACCUUUACAGUAGACUCCAUGAUAAAAUUGCUGCCCGCAUCAACAAUAGCAUCAUCCCAAGAGUUAUGAGUAAUCAGAGAUUUGAUCCUGUGCUUGGAGAGGUCAGAUUACAUUGACAUCAGCCCAACCCAGAGCUCUUUAAAAAGAGCUUAGCACCUGACCUAAUAUGUAUGAUGCAGCAAGCAUUUGAGAGCUAACCUGAGGCACUCCUGAUGUCAACUCCCAUAAGCAUCAGCCAGCAUGACCAAGAGUCAGAGGAGAUGGAAAUAGUUUUGCAGCAACAUCUGGUUAGCUAUCCCUGGCUUAGCGCUUGAGCCAUGGAUCCAUUGCAUAGAUUUAUUUGUUGAAUUUGACCAGGGGUUGUUGAGCAGAGGAGAAAAGGAAUCUUGGCUUGCAACCGUGGAGUGCAUCAUAGCCUUUUAUCCCCCAGGAAGAGACACAAGGAAAAGAAGGGCCUAAAUUUCCCACAGCCUGCAGUUCCACAGACGGAGAAGUGAACAAAGGAUAUAUCUCACCAAGAAAAGACUUCUUAUACUUUCCCUUGGAUCUCUGCAUGGAUAGAUUGAGCAGAACAGAAAUGAUUGUGCUUCUGAGUAUUUCUGAGCCAUAGGACUUCACCACAGCUACCCUGAGGGUGGGAAAUGAAUUUCCCAGCGCCGGAACUUCUCUCUGACUUAGCUUCUGCCCCCAGUGGCUUGGCAUCUGCUGCUUGAAAACUCUUUCCAGCUACAGAAAAUUGCAGAGAGCAAGGCGCGCAGCACUAUUUAGAAGUUCUUUCCAGUACAGUGGUACCUUGGGUUAAGUACUUAAUUCGUUCCAGACAUCUGUUCUUAACCUGAAACUGUUCUUAACCAGAAGCACCACUUUAGCUAAUGGGGCCUCCCGCUGCCGCCGCGCCGCUGGAGCACGAUUUCUGUUCUCAUCCUGAAGCAAAGUUCUUAACCCAAGGUACUAUUUCUGGAUUAGCAGAGCCUGUAACCUGAAAGCGUAUGUAACCCAAGGUACCACUGUACUUGGGAACGGUCAUCUAUCUAUGGGUAGAUCCAUGUGGUAUGAACCAGAUGAAACUCAGCAAUUUUAGUGUGAUUCAGAAUUAAUGUGUGGAGUAAGAUUCUACAGCAGGUUCCCCUUCCCAAUACUAAGGGUUAUUUCAAUUGUGUUGAUUUCUUUAUUUAUAUAUACAGUGGAACCUUGGUUCUCGAAUGGCUUAAUUGCUGAACAAAUUGGCUCCUGAAUACUGAAAACCCAAAACGGCUGAGAUUGUCAGCUAUUGUUUCGGGGGCACCUGUGCCAAUUGGAAGCCGUGCCUUGGUUUUCGAAUGUUUCAGAGAACCAAGGUACCCCUCUCUCUCUCUCUCUCUCUCUCUGUGUGUGUGUACAGUGCUUUUUUUCAAAAAAAAAAUAUCUUUAGAUGUACUCUCUAUUUCCUACUCAUAUUGAAAUAAUACUCCUCAGUUAGGCCAAACUUAGAUUCACAAAAUUUUUAGGGGUAUGUGUACCCCUGCAUCCCCCCACAAAAAAAGCACUGUGUGUGUGUGUGUGUGUGUGUGUGUGUGUGUGUGUAUACACACACACACACAGUCAUACCUUGGGUUACAGACACUUCAGGUUGCGUUUUUUCAGGUUACGGACCACUGAAACCCGGAAGUACCAAAACAGGUUACUUCUGGGUUUCGGUGGUCAUGCAUGCACAGAAGCUCUAAAUCCUGCUUUGCACAUGCACAGAAGCACUGAAUCGCAACCCGCGCAUACGCAGAUGCGCCGACGUGGGUUGCGAACGUUGCAGGUUGCGAACAUGCAUCCCUCAUGGAUCACGUUCGCAACCCAAGCGUCCACUGUAGUUUUCUGUUUUACAAUUUAAAAUACUCCUUUUACAUCCUUAAGAUAUCAAUGACUUCCCUACUUCUCUUUCCAUGCUUCCUUUUACAUAUCAUAAAUCCCUGCAUAUUUUACAAAAACUAUACCAUCCAGUGUUCCAUUAUUGCAUCCAUCAAAACUUGUUCACGCUGUUGAAUUGAUCUCAAUGCCGCCAGCGUUUUCAGCUGUACACAGUCAUUUCCUAUAUAUUCAAUCAACGUUUUCCAGUCUUCUCAAUCCCAUUGAUUUCAGUCAGAUAGAUCUAACUGGGAUAGCUCAGUUAGUAGAGCAUGAGACUCUUAAUCGCAGGCUCGUGGAUUUGAGCCCCAUGUUGGGCAAAAGACUCCUGAGGUUGAACUAAAUGAUCCUCAGGGCCCCUUCCAGUUCUAUAAUUUUAUGAUUCUAUUAUUUAAGCAUUAUUUAAGAUAAUAAUAAUAAUAAUAAUAAUAAUAAUAAUUUAUUAUUUAUACCCCGCCCAUCUGGCUGGGUUUCCCCAGCCACUCUGGGCGGCUUCCAACUGAAUAUUAAAAACAAUACAGCAUCAGACAUUAAAAACUUCCCUAAAGAAGGCUGCCUUCAGUUGUCUUUUAAAAGUAAAAUAGUUGUUUAUUGCCCAUCUGCUGGGAGGGCGUUCCACAGGGCGGGCGUCACUACCGAGAAGGCCCUCUGCCUGGUUCCCUGUAGCCUCACUUCUCGCAAUGAGGGAACCGCCAGAAAGCCCUCGGCGCUGGAUCUCAGUGUCCGGGCAGAACGAUGGGGGUGGAGACGCUCCUUCAGGUAUACAGAUAUACCUGCAUGCAAUCAGCUUUCAUUGGCUUAUGUUCACUGUGUCAUUCUGAUUAGGGAAGUCAGUAAUUUGAAUAUUUUUUCCACGGUGGAGCUUACACUGCAGUGCAAGCAUAGGGGAACUUUGGCCCUCCUGAUGUUGCAGAAUUAUAACUCCCAUCAUCCCACUCCAUUGGCCAUGCUUGCUAGGGCUGAUGGGAAAUGUAGUUGAGCAACAUCUGGCCAGCCAAGGUGCCUCACUCCUGCUGUGGUGGGCAGUUCUUUGAACCAAGUGGCUCCAAACCUUUUCAGAAUGGCAACCCCCAAACCCAAAUUUACUUGGUAUGGUGACCCAUUGAUUUAUUCUCACAUGAACUGUGUACCUUAGGUCUUUGCCAGCCAUCAGUUUCAUAGAUUUUAACUUUUUCUAUUUUAUAACCAUUAUUUGAGGCAUCCAAGCAACAAUUUUCUUGGUGUCCCUAUUAAUAUGGAAUUUCUUGAAAUGUGCACAGCACUGACUGGAAUGUAAUUGAAAUCCAUAAGAAUGCAGAAAUAAAGAAAAUCAUCAAUUCUAGCCCUAAACGGCCUUGGUCCAGUAUACCUGAAAGAGCAUCUCCACCUCCAUCGUUCUGCCUGGACACUGAGGUCCAGCGCCGAGGGCCUUCUGGCGGUUCCCUCAUUGCGAGAAGCCAAGUUACAGGGAACCAGGCAGAGGGCCUUCUCGGUAGUGGCACCUGCCCUGUGGAACGCCCUCCCACCAGAUGUCAAAGAGAAAAAUAACUACCAAACUUUUAGAAGACAUCUGAAGGCAGCCCUGUUUAGGGAAGCUUUUAAUGUUUAAUAGGUUAUUGUAUUUUAGUGUUUUGUUGGAAGCCUCCCAGAGUGGCUGGGGAAACCCAGCAAGAUGGGCGGGGUAUAAAUAAUAAAUUAUUAUUAUUAUUAUUAUUAUUAUUAUUAUUAUUAUUAUGUGGGGGCGACCUUAUCUAAAUUAUAUAAUUUGGUAUUUGAAUGAUUGAUAUUAUUAAUUGUAUUAUAAAUUGGUAUUGUUAUAAUGAGGCUAUUAUUGGAUUAUAAUUGAAAAUUAAUAAAAAUUACUAUCAGCAAAAAAAAAGAAGAGAGAAGGAACGAUAGUAUAGAACACUAAAAAAGAAAAGAAAAAGAAAUUGUGCACAGCACUGACAAAGCUAUUUGCCAUUUAUUUUGAUGGGAAUGUCAGAACCCCAAUCACCCAAUUGCAGGAUAUUGCCUUGUAAGCUAUAAAACAUUAUUAUAAAAUUGAUUUAAUCUAAAAAUGGUUUAUUCUAAAAAUGGUUACACAAGCAAUGUUAUAUAUAACCAACUAUAAAUAUUCUUUUUUUAAAAAAAAAAAUCACAAUGAAGUCCCAUUUGGGCAAGUAUCAGUAGGAUUGCUGAGCUUGCAUUUUGCCAACAAGUAGGUCAACGCAGGGUUUGAUGGCUGUCGCCCAUGGUCUCAGAGCAUUAUUGAUAUGUAGCCUGCUGCUGUAUUUCAUCUUCACAGCAGUCGUUGCUGAAAAAUCUGUCUUGCAAAAAUAUGUACCACCAAAUGGCAGCAGCACAAAUAUAGCUUCAUCAGCAAGGUCAGUGGAAAUUCAGUAAUUCUGGUAACAUGAAGCCAGAAUUCAGGUAACCUCUCUUCCAAAAAUCUAUCCUUGAGGGUCCUAUGUAUUGCAUGACAAUGGGUUGUUCUUCUUGUGCAAUCAAAGACAACUUGGUGACAUCAUUUGCAAAUGAGUUUCGCACCCACUUGAACAUCUGUUCCUUUUUUAAAAAUAUAUAUAUAUUUAUACUUUUCAAGUUUAUACAUUUCACUAGUUUUACAAUCAUUCUGACAUUUCAAAACUUGACUUCCUUCCCCCUCUGUCUGUGGUUCCUUAAAUUUAUUCUUAAUAUCUUCUGCAUAUCCAAAUUAACUUAAAUUGCUCAUUUAUUCGUCUUCUUUAAAUAUAUACUCUUAUAAGACUGCAGGUUACUACAAUAAUCCUGCCAAUGUUCUUAUCUGUUUACAAUUUAUCUGUAAAUAUUCAAUAAACCGUUUCCAUUCUUUUAUAAAAAGUUUGUUAUCUUGAUUUCUUAUUCUUCUGAUAAGUUUCGCCAUUUCUGCAUAUUCCAUAGGUUUUCGUAUCCAUUCUUCCUUUGCUGCGACUUCUUUUUGUUUUGGGGCAAGUAACAUUCUUGCCACAGUAGUCGCAUACAUGAAUAAGUUUCUAUACAGUUUAGGUAGUUUUGUCCCUAUAAUUCCCAAAAUUAAAGCUUCUGGUGUUUGUUUGUUUGUUUGUUUGUUUACAAAAGUUAUUUUAAACAUCCUUUUCAUUUCAUUGUACAGACGUACCUUGUUUUGCGACCGGGAUCUGUUCCGGAGCCCCAGCCGCUAGCCGAAAAGGACGUGGGGCAAAGCGCCACAUCUGUGCAUGCAUGUGGAGUGGUUUGUGCUUCUGCGCAUGCGGGAAGCGCAAUUUAGCGCUUCUGCACAUAUGCGAGUGGCAAACCCAGAAGUAACCCAUUCUGGUACUUCCGGGUUUGCCGCGGACGUUCGCCGGAAUGGAUGCUAGACAAGGUGGACGUUAGCGGAGGUAUUACUGUAUAUCAUUUCCCAGUGGAAAAUGAACUUCUGUUUCUUCAGCAGAAAAGGAGUGACAAAUUUUGACUAAACAAACUUCAAAUCACCCUUGGCUAAACUGUUAAUUAGCCCUGAUCGCAGACCUAGUGAAACUACAACUAAUCCAGAAUGUGGCAGCUAGACUGGUGACUGGGAGCAGCCGCGAGACCAUGUCUUGAAAACCUACAUUGGCUCCCAGUACGUUUCUGAGCACAAUUCAAAGUGUUGGUGCUGACUGCGUCCUUUAUCACCUUAACCAUCAUCUAUGUUAUAUCCAAUACAAUAUUUAUCACUCAUGCAAUUUGUGAAAAUUAGUCCAGGUAAAUAAAGAUUUUAGUUGGGAACAAUGUUGUUUUAAAAUACCCUCUAUAACCUUCCCACGCCUUUGUAAGCCUUUGGAUUGUUUGAUUCCUUCGAUGGGGUUUUCUUUCCCUUCCAAUCUCUGGCAACCAACAUUCUCACUGCUGCUGUUGCGUAUAAAAAUAUCCUUUUCUUAUCACCUGGGAUGUCUGUGGACAAAAUACCUAGAUAGAAGGUUUCUGGGUUUGGUUUUGUUUUACAAAUAUUUGUUUGAACAUUUUCUGGGUCCUAUUAUUAAUCAUUUCCUCCUGCAUCUUUUAUGAUAAUCCAAAUCUUUUACAUCUCCCAUUAUGUCCAGAAUUCAACCUUAAACUACAAGUGAUAGCCUACUUAUGAUUUUAACUGUUUACAGUGGUCUUUAAGAUAAGUUAUAAAUUUCCCCCAUUCCUGCCAAUGUUCUUAUCUGUUUAAAAUUUAUCUGUAAAUAUUCAAUAAACCAUUUCCAUUACAAUUGCACACCCCUCUGCAAAGGAGUCUUUAAAAAUACCUCAAACCUGGGGGCUUAAUUCAUGGAUGAUGAAAUGAUCUUGAAAGAUGUUGUCACCAUCCUUUCCCCAUUUUUGGCUUAACACUACGAGAAACUAUUUUUCUAGCUGCUACAAUGAGUGGUUGUCUGAGGCUCUGAGCAUCAAACAGAUUCAGAAUCAUUACCUGAGACAUUUUUUGUCUCUCCCUUUUCUAGCCUAUGCACCACAGCACAGCUGUAACGUUAAUUGCACGCAAUUAAGACAAUUUAUUGCAAAGAUAUCAAUUAGUAGUAAAUUGUGCAGAUUCUGCGGGGUCCGUAGCUGGAAAUCUGGAAUUAUUCUUCUGUGCAAUGUACUUUUUGCAAAUGAGUAACCUUGUUGAAUUGCUCUGCUGUUUCUAUAAAUAAAGAUGAGCCAGGCCUCCUGUGGGGCAUCGUUAAUUAUGACUAAAUACUGGUAUACAAUCCCCUUUUCUUAAAGAAAUCAUUUGCGGUGCUUUACAAACACGGAUGACCUUGUCAGAGCAAUCCACAUAUUACAAAACACUUUUGCUGUUCUGACCCCUGAGGAGCUGGAUGUGGGUGGUACAGCUCAUCGGAAGCUAUACUUCUAGGAAUAAGGAAAACCUCUGUUAUAAGACAGCAUCUUAAAAAGAGACAUCACCUUGCCAACAAAGGUCCGUAUAGUAAAAGCUAUGGUUUUCCCAGUAGUGAUGUAUGGAAGUGAAAGCUGGACCAUAAAGAAGGCUGAUCGCCGAAGAAUUGAUGCUUUUGAAUUAUGGUGCUGGACGAGACUCUUGAGAGUCCCAUGGACUGCAAGAAGAUCAAACCUUUCCAUUCUUAAGGAAAUCAGCCCUGAGUACUCACUGGAAGGACAGAUCCUGAAGCUGAGGCUCCAAUACUUUGGCCACCUCAUGAGAAGAGAAGACUCCCUGGAAAACACCCUGAUGUUGGGAAAGAUGGAGGGCACAAGGAGAAGGGGACGACAGAGGACGAGAUGGUUGGAUAGUGUUCUUGAAGCUACCAACAUGAGUUUGACCAAACUGCGGGAGGCAGUGGAAGACAGAAGUGCCUGGUGUGCUCUGGUCCAUGGGGUCACAAAGAGUCGGACACGACUAAACGACUAAACAACAACAACAACUGUUAUAAGAAUCUCAAAUAUAAAAUAAAUGUUCAUAAAUGCAGUGCUUUUUUCUAAAAAAAAUGUUUAGGGGUACUCUCAUUUUGACUCAAGAAAAUCACCACUUUAUAGUUCAAAUUGGGAAAAAUAAAUACAGUAAAUGGACAAAAGUACAAAGAUUCACAAAAUGUUUAGGGGUAUGCGUACCUCCCAGAAAAAAGCACUGCAUAAACGUACAAGGCAAACCAUACAUACACAAGCAUAUAAACCACGUGUCUGAAACAGUACAGGAGAACAAAUCUGAAGCCAUUUUGACUCUCCCAAAUUGACCUCAAAUAUUUAUCUGCAAGGAGGAAGGAAAUGGGAAAAGCUUUCCAAUUGUCUUUGGACUGUAGAGGCUUACACCUCCCUUUUCAAAUACAGUCGGGUAAAUAUCUGUUAAGCUGAGCAAACUAUCAAUAUGCGUAAGGAAUUCAGGAACUAAAGCACAGUGGUACCUUGGUUCUCAAACUUAAUCCGUUCCAGAAGUCCAUUCCAAAACCAAAGUGUUCCAAAACCAAGGCGUGCUUUCCCAUAGAAAGUAAUGCAAAAUGGAUUAAUCCGUUCCAGACUUUUAAAAACAACCCCUAAAACAGCAAUUUAACAUGAAUUUCACUAACAAGACUAACAAAAAAAUAAAGCAAUAAUCAAUGUACUGUACUAUAAAAUAAAUAAGACGGUAUUGUAUAUGAUAAAAAUUAAAAUUAAUUGUUUUUCUUACAUGCACUGAUGAUAGGCAUUGUUUGGAUGGGGGGCUUUGAUCCAUUUCCACAGUCACACAAUCAAUCAAUCAAUCAAUCAAUCAGUAGCUGAACUGGGUUCCACACAGUCACAAAAACAAAUGAACCGAAAAAGCCUCAAAAACGCAAAAUAAAUAGCAAAAACAAAAGUGCCAAAUACAGUGGUACCUUGGUUCUUGAACUUAAUCCACUCCAGAAGUCUGUUUGACUCCCAAAAUGUUUGAAAACCAAGGAGCGGCUUCUGAUUGGUGCAGGAGCCUCGGAAACAAUAGCCGACAGCUGCAUUGCAUGUUCGGCUUCAGAAAAACGUUCUAAAACCAGAACACUUACUUCUGGGUUUCCGGUGUUUGGGAACCAAGGCAUUUGAGUACCAAGGCAUUUGAAAACCAAGGUACCACUGUAUUUACCAUCUCAAAGGAAUGGCCAGGCUAUCCAGAAAAUGCAAGCAAGUAAGGCAUUAUGAGGUAUCCUGGCAGACAGGAGAGAAGCAACACUCAAAUUUCCGCUGCAGACCUCCUCCUUCUGUGAUGUAUGUAUGUUUUGGAGGGGGUGGUCUUGAGCUACAGAGGGGGCAAUUUCAAAAGUCUGUAUAGGGGCUCACACACCAUUGUUCCGUGUUCUCCUCCCUCCUGUGUGUGGUGAGUGGGGACUCUGUUGCAACAGUUUAUUUCCUUUAAUAAAGAUCAGGCUUACUAGCCGCUUUGCUUCUCAAUAUACUGUAUUUUUCGCCCCAUAGGACACACCUAGUUUUUUUGGGGGGGGGGAAUAAAGAAAAAAAAUUAUUCCCCCCCCCCCAAGCGCGGGGCUGGUGCGGGGGAAGCCCGAGCUUCCCCCAACCCCAGCCCCGAGAACAGCCUGCUAUCCGCAAGCGUAGGGAGCCCGGCGGGAAGUCGCGCCGGUCUCCCCAGGCUUGCGGAGAGCUGCACGAAGCCCGGGCGCGCUCUUCAGCGCGCCCCAGGCUUCAGAAUGCAGGCAGCUCUGCGCAAUCCUUGGGAGACGGGCAUGACUUUGCGCCGGGUUCCCUAGGGUUGUGCAGAGCUGCGCGAAGCCCGGGACUGCAGGCAGCUCUGCGCAACCCUCGGGAGCCCAUUUUUUUAAAGUUCUCGUGCAGAGCUGUCAACAAUCUCUACUAAUGGACACCUUUUCCUAUAUACCUUUUAACAUUCACAUUUUGGCCAAUGAACUUCCCUAACAUAAUUCAUUUUUAGUUUUUUGAAAUGAUUCUACUCUUUUAGGACCCUGUGUGUUUGUGUUUUAUUCUGUUUUAUUCUGCACUGCUUUGAUGGCAUCAUGCUCUGAAAUGCUGCAAAAAUUUGGUACUGUAAAUAGAUAGUGAUAUUUUUGUAUAUUUUCAUGAAUGUAUGCAUUUUCUGCACAUUUCUUUGUCUGGAGCACCGCACCAGGAUAGCUGUAAUUCAGUUUUCACGGUUUUUCAGUGAGUUAAAAUUAGGUCGCUUCCCAUUAAAAUGUGAGCUGAGCUGAUUUCUCCCCGUACAGACCCAUUCAUACCACAAGAAGACCUAAACAGCUUAGGUGCAGGAUCCUUUAAAGAGCACCUCAUCCCAUACCAUCCUGCCUGCUCCCCUGAGAUCCAAAGAACAGGCCUUUCUCUGUGUCUCACUGAAGCAGAGCUGGGUGGAAAAUAGGCAGGGUCUUCUCAGUGGUUGCCCCAUGUAGGAAUGAAACACUUUGCUCUAGGAACCGCAGGUCCCUCACAUGUUUUUCUCUUGUUACUGAAACCCUAUUUAUUCUAGAAAGCUUUCAUUUUAUGAGACUGUGUUUUUAUUAUUUCUUUAAACUACUGCAUGCCCCCUCUUUCUUUUUCUUUUUCUUUCUUUUCUUUCUUUUUGCUUUAUACUAUGUUACAAAAGCACUUUAUGUUGUCGCAAGCCACCCUGAGUGUGCUUUGACACUUAGAAGGGUGGGAUAAAACUUCCAGCUAAAUAAAUAAAUUGCUGUUCGAUAAGUCACCAAGAGGCAGCUUACAGGAGCUGCUGUAACGUUUGCAAGAUAUUGGUCUGCAGAACGUGAAUACCGUAUUUUUCGCGCUAAAUUUUUUUCUUUAUUCCCCCCCCCAAAAAAAACUAGGUGCAUCCUAUAGGGCGGUGCGUCCUAUGGGGCGAAAAAUACGGUAUUAAUGUGUGAAAAAGUAUAUCAGCUUACUGUGAAGAGGAGAUGCACAGCCUUGGGCUGUAGUCCUUGUAUUUUGCCCUGUCUUGCAAAAGUAGCAUAGAGAAGUUCUCAUAGAAUAUUCUAUCUCCUGCAACCUACUUUAUAGGUGCCUGAAUGGUUUUAUUCCUUUCAAUUUUAUUGUGGCCACACAUGUAUUUGCAAUCUCCCUGGUCGUGAAUGGGGUAGCUGUGCCCCUGAAGGACCAGGUGUGCAGCCUGGGAGUCAUUUUGGACUCACAGCUGUCCAUGGAGGCACAGGUCAAUUCUGUGUCCAGGGCAGCUGUUUAUCAGCUCCAUCUGGUACGCAGGCUGAGACCCUACCUGUCCGCAGACUGUCUCGCCAGAGUGGUGCAUGCUCUAGUUAUCUCCUGCUUAGACUACUGCAAUGCGCUCUACGUGGGCCUACCUUUGAAGGUGACCCGGAAACUACAACUAAUCCAGAAUGUGGCAGCUACACUGGUGAAUGGGAGUGGCCGCUGAGACCAUAUAACACUGGUCCUGAAAGACCUACAUUGGCUCCCAGUACAUUUCUGAGCACAAUUCAAAGUGUUGGUGCUGACCUUUAAAGCCCUAAAUGACCUCGGUGCAGUAUACCUGAAGGUGCGUCUCCACCCCCAUCAUUCAGCCAGGACACUGAGAUCCAGCGCCGAGGGCCUUCUGGCGGUUCCCUCAUUGUGAGAAGUGAGGUUACAGGGAACCAGGCAGAGGGCCUUCUUGGUAUUGACGCCCACCCUGUGGAAAGCUCUCCCAUCAGGUGUCAAGGAAAUGAACAACUAUCUGACUUUUAGAAGACAUCUGAAGGCAGCCCUGUUUAGGGAAGUUUUUAAUAUUUAACGUUUUAUUCUGUUGGGAACCGCCCAGAGUGGCUGGGAAAACCCAGCCGGAUGGGCGGGGUAUAAAUAAAAAAUUAUUUUUAUUUUUAUCUGAAAUGCCUAUGUUUACCACUCUGAAAUCCAUUUCUGGAUGAAGGAUGAUUUAUAAAUUUUAAAAAUAAAUAAGCCAUCUUGGAUCUCGGGGAGAUCAGGAGCCACAACUGAUAUUCCUCCACAUAAAUGUCAUGUGUGCCAUCUCUGUCUCUGGCCACUUCUGUCUCUGUCAUUUUUUUGCUCCACCCAUCUGCACAUGUCUAGUUCCUCUUCAUUGCCAUUCCUGGUUGUUUCUCCUCUUCAUAUUCUGGUGGGUUCCCGGGAUGUUCCCCCAAUCUCUACCUACCCCCUCACUUUCAAGUCAAUCUUCCUGUUGACAGCCAGAUUGCUGCACAACUACAGUGGCACCUCGGGUUACAGACUCUUCAGGUUACAAACUCUGCUAACCCAGAAAUAGUACCUCAGUUUAAGAACUUUGCUUCAGGAUGAGAACAGAAAUUGCAUCAGUGGAAGGCCCCAUUAGCUAAAGUGGUACCUCGGGUUAAGAACAGACCUCUGGAACGAAUUAAGUUCUUAACCUGAGGUACCACUGUAUUUCUGAAGUGGAGGAGACACUGAAAAUACAUUCAUGUGGAAUACAGUUUUGAAAAUCUGAGUCUCCAAUAUAACGCUUGAUGGCUUAUUUAAGGUUUGUUUGGUUUGUCAUGUCUGCGAGAUAGCGGUUAUGUCAACAUCCAGGCAAUUGCCUCUUGUUCAGAUUUAAUUAACAGACGCAUCUCAGUGAGAAGAGUCCUCUCUCCCACAGUGGUGAUGCGUCAUCGAGGAAAAGUGAUUUCAUAAACUGAAAUCCUCUCACUGUCAAUGGGCACAGGUUUCGGAGGAGUUCCCUGAUGCCAAGUUCAUCCUAUCAACUAAAGUAGGGAAAGGUUGAGGACAGAAGGAAAAGGGGACGACAGAGGACGAGAGGGGUUGGACAGUGUUCUCGAAGCUACCAGCAUGAGUUUGACCAAACUGUGGGAGGCAGUGGAAGACAGGAGUGCCUGGCGUGCUCUGGUCCAUGGGGUCACGAAGAGUCGGACACGACUAAACAACUAAACAACAACAAUAAAGUAGUUUAGAUGCUCUCUGAAAGCUGGGUCAGCCUUAACCGCUGUAAAUUAUGACUGAUGGACUUCAGUCCUUAUAGAAGACAGGUGUCAGUUCAAGGACUCAACUCCCCCCCCCCUUUGGCAGUAGAUAAGUAGAACAAAGAGAAAGGAGUCUCUUACCAGUUAGAAAUUUUAAUGAUCACAGCGAGAGAAUAAAGAAUCCAUUCCGAGGGAUGAAGGUGCUCCCAAUUAAGGGUUCAACCCACUUCCCCCCUAGUCACCCACGUCACUUCUGCGUCUUGCAACCUGAUCUCGCAACCAUUGUGCUUUCUGUACUGCCACCUUAUCUGCUCUCCUUGACCUUGGGCUGAGCGGAUGGAUGCUUUCCAGCGAAAGUGAGUCUGUUAACUCUCUCUGUCCCAGUUCUUCUCCUCCUAGCUGUUCACCACCCAGUUCUUCCCAAUUUCUGUCUUCUGAACUAUGUCCCUUUGCAAACCACUGUUCCAAAUCUAUAUUGUCCCACUGUCCCUGGGAAGAUUCAGGAUCCUGAUCAGGAGCAGGGGGAGGGGGAGACUCCCACCAUCCCUCAUCAGUGCAGCCCUCCUCAGCACGGUCCCUGACAACAGGUGUGCUUCAUCAGUUUAUGCCAAUAGUGAAAUGUCACCGUUUAUGGGACCUCCCAUGGUGUGUCAUAGAAAAAAGAAAGGUGUCCUUGCUGCUUGAGAGCCAGUGUGGUGUAGUGGUUAAGAGCGGUAGUCUCGUAAUCUGGGGAACCGGGUUCGCGUCUCCGCUCCUCCACAUGCAGCUGCUGGGUGACCUUGGGCCAGUCACACUUCUGUGAAGUCUCUCAGCCCCACUCACCUCACAGAGUGUUUGUUGUGGGGGAGGAAGGGAAAGGAGAAUGUUAGCCGCUUUGAGAUUCCUUAAAGGGAGUGAAAGGCGGGAUAUCAAAUCCAAACUCUUCUUCUUCUUCUUCUUUUCCUCAGAAGUUCUUCCUCAGUGUGAAGUGGGGUGGGGAACAUUUUGUGCUGUAUAACACCCAUGAUCAGAAGGCAUUAUGACAUUAUGGAAACCAGCUUUGCAAGCAAGGCAAUGAUGUUCAAGGAAUAUGUUCAGCUUGUAUUCCAAUGUGAACGGACCUGUUCCUUACCUCCUUUUUCAAUACACAUUUUCACAUGGAUUUGUUUCUAAAAUUCUGCACAAUAACAUGGAAUGGGGUGUGUGGAACAAACUUUAAAAUGUGCUACUGACAUGGACUGGAAGUAGACUGGAGAAACAGUCAGAUGGGUGGGGUAUAAAUUAUUAUUAGUAGUAUUAGUAUUAUUACUUAAUAAGUUAUCAAGCUCCAUUGCUUUAUCCUUUCCUGAUGGCAUAGGGGGUAACAGAGAAGGCCAUGUCCCCAUAUUUCUUCUUUCAGUGAAGACAACUUUCAUGCAGGACAAAGACCCAACCCACAGUCCAACCAUUUCUACUCAAGUUUUGAAGCUUGGGGAACUGGAACAGCUGGGGUUUUGUGGUACAUUCUGAUCCUUAGAAAUGGCUGUUUUAAUACUGUCACCAACUUUGAAUAAAGUUCUGACCAUCUGAGGUAAAACGUUGUUUGUGAGAUCUUUCCAUGCAGUCACUUUGCAUCGGAUUAGCAGCUCCACGGAGGCUGACUUGGUGUCUUUAGAAAACAGAAAUGAAUCAGUUCUUCUUCGUGAUUGCACCAAGGAAGCAAACAUUUGGGUUCCUAUUGAAGAGAGUGACUAAUACCCCAGAAAUAGAACAACAUCACCUUGGGAACAAUCUAUGACUGUUCUCUAGCUCAUAAGAAUUGCCUGGCACAGUUAAAUGAUUUGACGGUGAGAGCAGUAAUCUAAGAGGGUUCUUUGAAAAUACCUGGCACUGACGCACAGAUAUAAUCCAGAAGAGAAUUGUUUGUGUGAGGUCACUAAUCUAAUGUUGCUUUUCAAAAUGAUCAUCAUAGCAUGCAAAUGUCCAGAGUGAAACCUGUUUGAUUUCGCUUCACUGAAUUUAUUCCUCUUUCUUUCUUUCUUUCUUUCUUUCUUUCUUUCUUUCUUGUGUUCUAGGCUUGCUGGCAGAGCCAAGGAAAUUUGCUUGACGCAGAGGGCCAGCCCACACACCCACAGCCAAAAUGGCCGAAGACGCUGACAUGCGCAAUGAGUUGGAAGAAAUGCAGCAGCGUGCUGACCAGAUGACCGAUGAGGUGAGGGAAAUGUGGCUGGAAUGAUAAGCAGGAAAAAAACCCACAGCUUCCUCAUGCAGCCUGUUGUCUGCAGGCUAAGAUCCUCACCCAGAUAAAUGUGGACUUUUUCUGUUGGUUCCUGCGUUCUCAGCUCCAUCAUUUUGAUGUUCUGAACUCAGAAAUGAGAAAGCUACUGCUACACCUUCCACCAUCCCUAGCCAUUGGCAGAGGCGGAGGAAGGGGGUGUGGUGGGUGCGGACCGCCCCAGGUGUCACCACUGAGGGGGUGACAAAAUGCCAGGCGACACUCACCAUGGGGCCUGCAGCAUGCCCGAGACAUGCAUCUCUCCUGGGAGAGACGCUGUGGCUUGGGCGCACGCAGGCUCCGUGCUGCCCAAAUUGUCCGCCCACUGCCUCCCCACCCCCAGCUGUAGGGCGGCUGAGUGGGAGGAGGCAGGCAGACUCUGGAGGCCCCAUGGUGCGCCCUGCCCCUAGGGGCAGCUCGCCCCACCCCUGGGCGCGCCGCCCUAGGUGCCUGAGUGGCUUCCUCCACCGCUGGCCGUUGGCCAUGCUGGCUGAGACUGAUGGGAGCUAGAGUCCAAGAGCAAGCAGAGGGCCAUAGCUUCCGCACCAACUAGAGAAGCAAGAGUUUGAACCCAGGGCCUUCUGCAUGAAAAACCAGGUGCUCUACUAAUGAGCUGUGACCCUUCUCAUGAAAGAAUGCAGAAGAGUAAUUCCAGAGGGGUCAAAAUAUUGUCCAACGACAAGGCCUCUCCCAGAUUCUGCUGUUGACUUUGUGAAGUCUUCAUGUAGGAAGGAAGAACGCCUCUGGUGACUUAAUUUUUUAAGUGUCUUUUGUUUGUUUAAAACAUACCAGAAAGUGCAAAUUGAGUCAUUUUUCUGUGCCUUUCAUUUAUGCACCUCGGCAAGCAAAGAAGAACCUGUGGCCCUCUAGAAGUUGUUGGACUUCAGUUCCCAUCAGCCCCAAACAGUAUAGCCAGUGACCAGGGAUGGUGGGAAUUGUAGUCCACCAACAUCUGGAGAACUACUGGUUGCUCUUCUCUGUUCUAGUCUUUACAACCAACAAACAAGCUAGGGCAUUUAGCUAGGUACAGAUCUAACAAGCUUCUUUGGGCAGCCUCUUUGAGCAGUAUUUUGGGUGGGGGAAAGAUGGCAUAAAUUAUCUAAAUAAGCAACCACACAUGUACUGCUCAUUGAAGGUGUAUUGCUCCUUGUGGGAUUUAGUCCAUGAUAUGCCGCCAUCACAAAGAACUUUAGAAUGAAGCUUCUCCCCCAUUGGUGAUACAUUUAUCACCAAUGCUUCUCCCAACUAACCUGCAAAUUUUUGGUUGUAAGGUUCUCAUGACUUCCUCUACUUAGAACCUGGACAAGAACCUUGUCCUUUUCACCUGAAGCAGCCAUAGUCUGGUGUGGUAUAGUUGGAAAACAAUCAGAAGAGUUAGAGUGGUAUAGUGUUAGACUAGGACUAGAGGGACCCAGAUUCAAACCCCUGCUUCACGAAGCUCACUGGCUGGUUGUGGGCCAAUCACUAUCUCUUAGCCCAGCCUAUGUCAUGGGGUUGUUGGGGAAAUAAAGUGAGAGGGGGAAGAGAACCAUGUAAAUAAAUUAAAAUAAGACAGAUGUCAUCAUUUUUUUUAUUUGAUGUACUUAUGCUCUGCAUGUUUCUGAGCUGAAACUGUUUAGCAAUUCUAACUCUCUUCCUCUGUCCCCCCCCCCCAUUUCCUUCUCAGUCACUCGAAAGCACUCGUCGUAUGUUGCAGCUUGUGGAAGAGGUAAGGAAUCCAUGGUUUAACUUCAGUGUUUUCUCGGGAAUGCUGAAUGGUUUGCAGGAGUUGACCCAUCUCAAAGCCCAUGAUGUGCAUGAUGACGAAGGUCCCACUCAUUGCCUCCUGGAGAUUGUCCCAUCUAUGGAAUGACCUCUCUAAACACAGUGGUUUGUUUUUAUUUCAAAGCACUUCUACAGUUUUGGGUGAAUGCACAUGCUCAUCCAGCAUACAUUAAGCCAGGUGGUGGUGCCUUCUCCAUGCUCAUUGUUAGGAACGUGCCUCCCCACCCACACCAGAGCACAGAGGAAGAGUCAGCCUCAGAAACUGAGCUAAGCGAGCAAGGGGCCAACUCUGCAGAUGAGAGCUGGCUGUCAGAGUCUAGAAAGGGCAGCCCAGCCCCCCUCCUUCCCAGGGAAGAUGCUGUUAGCUCACAAGGAGAGGGCGAGCUAGAAGGUGGCCAGAGCAUUGCCAGGCAGCCAGCAGAUAAGCCAGUGUCUGGUGCUGUGUAUUCUGGGAGUGGGGAGGACGCGGGCUAGCCGUUCAGUCCCCGCACUAGGAGACUGGAGAAGCUCAGAGAACAACGGAAGAAAAGGAGAAGAAAGGUGGGAUUUUGGUGUCCUUCCUGUUGGAGGAGGGACAAUGAUUCAGACUGAUCAACUACUGUUAAUGCAAGCAGGCGGGGGCUGUGCUCUGGAUGUGUUUUUCUUGUAAAUAAACAUACAUAAAACUGACAGAGUCAUUGCUGCAAUGCCACACAACGGAAAGCUUCCUGCAGCUGCUUUUUGGUGGUGCGGCAGAAGAAUACAUAAUACCAGAAAUGUUGUGUUACUGCUGUCCUGUUAAGAUGGAUAGAGCCAACAACUUUCAAUUUGACAUCAGUAUGAAUCCGUCAGAUUGACAGGUAUCAAAGUUGGCUUUCUCAUUAAUUCAGAGCUCUUUUUGUCCAUGCUGUCACUUCUGGAUGGAGGUGGUAGCUCUCAUUGCACCCUCCCUUUGAAAUGCUAUGCUGUCCAGAAUAAAUGAAACCCAAACCUGCAAGUGCACUCCAGAUUGUGCAUAAAAUAGGCUCCAGCACUACUGCUCAUCAACUGAUAGGCAGUAGAGCUGGAUUUGGUGGUCACAUACUGUGCCUGGGCUGGGCAUGGUGUUUUGAAGUCCUGAGACUUCCAAACUCCUAAUUGCUUGGCAACAAGGUGGGCAUUCCUGCCCCGUCAAAUUUGGCCCACAAGACUAGACCCUGGCCUGCAUGGAGCCCAAAAGGUUCACGACCCCUGAGCUACUCUGCUCACCAGCAGCUCUCAGACAAGGAUCAUGCCCAUCAGCUGCUUUCUGAUCUUUCCUACGGGAGAUGCCAUUGACAGAGCCCAGAUACCAGCUGAGUGCAAGCUAUUUGCUCUAGUGCUGAGCCUCUCCCCUGUUGAUGGUGAUGUCUUGGCUGUGAUCGUGCAGCAAAUUUAUAACAGGGCACUAGGGCAGAAUGAAGGCCUUUUGCAAAGGGGAAGAAGGCAAGUUUCACAUAUAGGUGGGUGUCACCAAAUCUGGAGCAGACAUCCUUUCCUAUUGAAACAUUUGACCUCUGGGCCAAGUCUGGAGGAGAAAAACAUGAAGGAAAAGGCCAGUUCUCAUGAUAAAUCAGCUUGGCAUUUAAGCAUUCUGCUUUCAGAAAAGAACAGCUAUCAAGGGAAAUGUCAUGAACUACUGGUGUUAGGGAUGGGUUUAAUUUUUGUGCUGUUCUAUUUUUCAUUUUUGCAGUGAUAACAAUUGGGAGGGUAGGGGAAGCAUGUAUGAAAUCUUCUCCCAAAGAUCAGCACUGUCCUAGCAUAAAGCUGCAGUCCUGAGCACAUUUACUUAAGAGAGUAAGCUCAUUGGCCACUGGGAGGGCCAUAGCUCAGGAGUCUGCAUGCAUCAACACUGAAUGCAGAAGAUGCCUGCUCCAAACCCUGGUGCCUCUAGGUGGGGCUGUUAGUAUUCCCUGCCUGAAACCAUGGAGAGCCACUUCCAUUCAGUGUAGACAAUACUGAGCUAGAUUGAGUCAUUAGUCUGAUUAGCUUCAGACUUUAGAUUAGCUUCAACCAGAGUCAGGGCCUUUUCAACACUGGCUCCGGCCUGGUGGAACGCUCUGUUUCAUGAGACCAGGGCCCUGCAGGAUCUGAUUUCUUUCCGCAGGGCCUGUAAGACAGAGUUGUUCCACCUGGCCUUUGGCUUGGAGCCAAUUUGAUUCCCUCCCCCUCUUUCUUUUUCUUUUCUCCUCCUGCGAUGAGGCUGCAUUUUAAUAUUUUAAUGUUUCAAUAUUUUAAUGUUGCAUUUUAAUCUUGUUUUUAAGUUGUAUUCAUUCAACUUGUUUUUAUUAUUGCUUGUUAGCCGCCCUGAGCCUGGCCUUGGCUGUGGAGGGCGGGGUAUAAAUAAAAAUUAUUAUUAUUAUUAUUAUUAUUAUUAGUGUAAGAAAUCUUCCUAUAUGCCUAAUUAUAAGCGAAUUAGUGCUGCACAUCACCUUUUCCUCUGAAGUCAUGACUCUCUUGAAACACACACACACACACACACACACACACACACACAAAUGCACACAUUAUGGCAAAGAUUUUUUCCCAUGUUCGCAUGCCCCAGUGGAAAUGAAAAGGUUUCUUUAUGAUGGGGGAAGGUUCUCUAAAAAGGGGCUCCAUUUUUUUGCAGGAGUCAAGAAAUGAGCAGGAGUGGGUGGCAUCUAGAGGGAGAUGGUUGCCUUCCAAGUGAUUACCUUUCCAUAUUUUAAUGGGCCAUUGGGCUACACCAGCCUUUAACCUGGUGCUCUUCAGAUCUUUUGGACUACAACUCCAAAACAUAGUAGUCCAAACCAUAUGGAGAGCACCUAGGUGGUUAAGGCUGGGCUACAGGAUGGUGUCAACACACGCAAAUGGUAAAUAAGGAGUUCCUUGUACAGCUGGGAGGCGCAGGGCUGAGAAAAUAAAUUGUAACUCAUGCCUAAGAAAUGGUUCUGCAGCCAUUCCUGUGUCCUUAGGCAACUGACACAUCCUUUUAGUGUCUUCUAACUGUUGGGAAUGUCAGGCUGUCCUAGUAGUUUAAUGUCUCUCCUACCUCAAUCAAAACAAGGUUGCUAUCCCAGAGUAAAUGAAAUAAAAUGUAUUUAAUUGCCUGCUUUUAGACUUUGUGCUCUGUUCCUUCAAGCAGACAUGAUAUGUUCCCUUUCGAUCUUGAGGAGUGCUUAUGGGACAUGAUGACAUACAAGUGUUUGGAGUCGUUUCUCACACACAAUCUCUUGCUGCACAGCCCAUUCUGUUCAGGAGGGUCUUUUCAUAUCCAUGAGCAGGUGGGAACAAGGGAUGGACAAGUCCUCUUCUACCAUCCCCCAUCCAUGAGCUCUUCUUAGCAGGGCCGGCCCACCUAUGAGGCAGAGGGAAGCAGCUGCCUUGGGCGGCCGAAGCUCCCAAGGUGGUACCCCUGUGGGUGCCCCACUGUCCCCCUGCCCCCACCUGUGGCAGAGAAGCAGUGCCACCAUCAACACUGAUUUCGGUGAGAUCUUGCAAGACCUUGCCAGAACCUACAGUAGGUGCCGCCACUUUGCUUCUUAGGAUUCAAGCCUUUCUCUUUGCUUAGACAACUUUUGACCCACCAAACUGAAACCAUAACAUCUCAGAGAAUCUUCUCAUAAAUUUUCCGAGAGCUCCCCCCAGCCUCUCCACUUUUGGGGAAAUUCUGCCUCCCUCAACAGAGACUGUUCAGUGAAAUCCUCCACUCCCUAUCCCUGUUUGACUCAGCAUGGGUAUUUGUGAGGGCCAUUCUCCGUCAAACUAUGUGUGGCAUUCACUAACCAAGGUUCAGAUUCUGUUUCCGGUUCUCACUCAAGCAGAGACUAUUCUUUGUCUUGUCCACAUUCCUGCCUCUGCCUUCCUUCACCUUAAUCUUGAUUUCUGGUUUUUUAAUAUUGUAUUUAUUUACCCUUAUCGUGAAACGAGUGGCGCUGUGGUCUAAACCACUGAGCCUCUUGGGCUUGCCGGUUGGAAGGUCGGCAGUUCGAAUCCACUUGACAGGGUGAGCUCCUGUUGCUCUGUCCCAGCUUCUGCCAAGCCAGCAGUUCGAAAUCACACCAGUGCAAGUAGAUAAAUAGGUACCACUGAGGUGGGAAGGUAAAUGGCAUUUCCGUGCACUCUGGUUUCCGUCACGGUGUCCCAUUGCACCAGAAGCAUUUCAGUCAUGCUGGCCACAUGACCCAGAAAGCUGUCUGUGGACAAACGCUGGCUCCCUCGGCCUCAAAGCAAGAUGAGCGCAGCAACCCCAUAGUUGCCUUUGACUGGACUUAACUGUCCAGGGGUCCUUUACCUUUUUUUACCUGUAGAAUAUCACCCACUGACUCCAUGACAAAAUUGCUGAUCGCAUCUACAAUAGCAUCAUUACAUGAGUUAUGAGUAAUCAAAGAUUUGAUCCUGUGUUCCUACAGGUCAGACUAAUUGAGUUCAAUGGAAAUUUGACUGGACUUAACUGUCCAGGGUCCUUUAACUUUAACUUUUUUUACCAUAUUUACCCUUAGUGACUAGCUUAACUUGGUGAGUGUGCUUAUGCAUCACAACUCUCUGUCCUUCACCCAGGCAAGCAAAAGGCGCUGCCAAAAUUUAAUAAUACAUUGCAGCCAGGCAAAAACACCCAGGGUGGAAAGCAGUGCCAAUGAGGGGUGAGGUCUAGAUAGACUGGGUGUGGCCUGGAGCAGAACCAGACAAAGAACCCUUGAAGGCCACAUUCUGAAGUUCUCCAUCCCUGCCUCACAUGAACACCCUACCGGAUAGUCAUGCCCUGUAGGAGAAGGGAGACGAUGUGAUCUUAUUCCCCCAUCAUUUGUAGGAGAGACUAGAGGAGAAUAUUGUCCAAAUGAGGCCUAGGUCCACAAAUACUAUUAGUCCAAGGGUUGCACAUCUUUGAUAUAAACCAUUUCUUAGCUGUUUUGCCCACCUUGGUGUUAACAGUUCUGUUUCCAUUGCAUUUCAAGGGUGUCAGGAUUUUUGGGGGAAGGAAGGGGAUUAGAGCUGCCGCCAUUUUGUUUUCUGUCCUGGGGUGCAUUUUGAAUUUUGGGAAGUUCAGAGUAGCUACCGCCAUAAAAUAUGGCAGCCACUCUGAACUGGUCUUUGACCGUAAUAAAUUAUUAUUAUUAUUAUUAUUAUUAUUAUUAUUAUUAUUAUUAUUUUAUGGCAGCCACUGGCAGAGGAAGAGGAGUGCAGGGGGAAGCACACUGCCCCUGGUAGUGCAAUCCCAGUGGGGUGUCAUCGCGGCUGCUCCCACACCCAUGCUGGGCACCAUGCCCCCACAGGUGGCAUGCCACGCCCCCAGGAUGUGUUCCACGCUCCCAGGACGCGCGGCAUCCCUGCUCCCACCUGCUCUCCACCCCCCCAGUGCUGGAGCAUGAAGCUCUGCCACUGAUGGCAGCUACAGAAAAAGACAACCUUUGACAGAAUGGGUGAAUCAUUCCUCCAACAGCUCAUUUUAUUGGAGAGGUGCAGUCUAGACAAAGGGCAGUGACUUGUUAAAAAUCUAAUAUCAAACAGAGCUAUUCCAUGCAGCUCUUAUUUUUAAAACCUGAGCUACCAGGGGAAACUCCCCUGUUUCUUUCCUUCUUUUUUAACAAUGUCUUGCAAUAAAGCUAAAGGUGAUUUAUUCAAAAGCAGACCCCAAGGUUUAAAAAUGCUGCUUGGGGGCUAGAGAUGCAUUGAAGGUUAACAAAGUACACCUAUGUAUGUAUGUAUGUAUGUGUAAUCAGAAGUAAGAAUAAUUGAGUUCAAUGGAAAUUACUCCCAGACAAACAUGCUGAAGAAUGAGUGGGGAAAAAAUGAAAAAACAAAGAGGGGAAAUGGACCAUUUCACCUUGAAUUAUGGGGUCCAUUUCACAAAUUUUAAAUCACUGUUUCUCCCCAGCCCCAAAAUUUGGUUCACACAUCCAGUUUUUUUUAAGACGAGCCUCGCUUUUCCUUUUGCUCCUUCUCAAACUGUCAAGUAUUGCAAUGAAUACUAAUGCAGUAGAGAAUCUUCCAUGUAUUUCAUAGUGUUAAUGGAUGCAAUUGAGGAAUUAGAUUCACUUAGCAUUUAAAGCUGAAUCUACCUGAUUCACAUCCCCCGAAAACAAGAUGCAAACCGAAACACAGCAAUCCCUCAAAAUUCACAUUUUUCUGAAUUUUGUAAUGGAGUUCUCCAGCAGAGCAAUGUGUUCAAGUAUGCAUAUGCCAAGGUAAAAUGUGCAUUAAAAUGCAUAUAUUAGUGACAAUAGCAUGCAGAAAUGCAUUAUAUUAGGGAAAAUAGAAAUAUUGAAGAAAAAAUGUCUAUAUUAGGCAAAAUUGCAUUUUAAAAUCUGUAUAUUGGGAUAAAUUUUCACUAAAAUGCUGGUGACUUCUUUUUUACAAACAUUGCAAGCAAAUGUGGAAAUGUGGAGAAGUAAAUUUAAGACUGGAAAAAUGAGAAACUAAAAGAAAGCAACUGACAGCUUCAUCAUCUCUCAUGUGAUGGGUUCCUGUUGAUUCCCUUAUCCCCUGCCAUUCCUUUCACUGUUGAUCUUUGAGCUUCUAAUUUUUUCCAGAUCUAGGGCUGCUUGUUCUCCCACUAAUUUCUUUCUUUCUCUAUCUCUGUCUCUUCGUUUCAUCCUCUUAUUCUUGCUGGAAUGUAGAGCAAAGAUGCUGGUAUCAGGACCUUGGUUAUGUUGGAUGAGCAAGGAGGUAAGUUCAGAUCAUUUACAUAAUAAUAAUAAUAAUAAUAAUAAUUUUAUUAUUUGUGCCCCGCCCAUCUGACUGGGUUACCCCAGGCAGCUUCCAACAAAGAUAAGAAGUCAAAAGCAUCUUUUCAAUGAAGUGAAUGAUUAACUGUAGAUAUCUUUUAAAGGUAUCAGUAACGCAUGCAUGUACGAACCUGGUUACCAGGGACCGAAAGUUGAAAACAUCUUUUCCCAGCACCCAUCGGAAUCAACAGGAAUUCCUGAACCCAACAUUUCCAAAAUAACCCCGCUGCUUUUUAGAGUGUGAGGUUCAAAGACUGUAGCUGUUCAAUUUUGGCCAUGCUUAUCUACACAAAGGAUCUGUAAGCCAAAGCUCUACAAGUCCGCAGUGUGCCUACAGAAUUCUGCGGAACCUGAGGUUGCCCCAUCAUCUUCGAUGUCAACAAACAUAAGCCUUUGCACACAUGGAACAUGGACAACAUUGAACAGAAUGGGGCACAUCCACCUUGCUGUUGGCUCACUAGAGCUCUCGCCAGAGUAGUUAAAUCGAGGCAAGGGUGCUUAGUAGUUCAUAAUCAGUUUGACUGAUGGAAGCUCCAUUUCACUCCUAAGUACAGGUUACUUGGGGGAUCAAAUUCUCUAAACUCUGGGUGUAAGAAGUAAUCUCGAUACUCAAUUCCUAUUGAGCAUUGAGACCUAAAGGGCAAAGCUGGAUAUCGAGAGCAUGCAACCAUAUUGCAGAGGCAGGUGACAAGAUUUUGAAAGUGAUCACCGCACCAAUUUCAAUGUUAUUUAACCAAAUUUGUAUCACUUUUUUUUAAAAGCGUUGUGCAGGUUGGAUAAAUGUGACUUGGGGAAAAUGUGAUUUGCCUUUGUGUGCAGCUGGAGCAGCUGUGUCUCUGCUGUCUUCGGGGACCCCUCCUGUCAUUUGUGCCUUAGCAAUGUAUGCCUCGGCAGAUGAUCCGAUUAAUGAAACUGUUUGUUAACCUUGCCAUGUGAUCUUUUCCCAGAUGACCCUGACAGCAGAAGUUACUUAGGAUUGUUAGGUGUUAUAUAGAGGAUUCUGAUAUGGAUCAUUGGAACGUGCAGAUGACAAAGAGUAUCACAUUCCUUUGUGUGCCAUACCCCUUUUCCCUGCCCGGUUUUCUUAAGGCACCUGUUUACUUUGAUGCUGCGAGUGAUUUGCAAGACAGAAGCCUCCUGAGUCAACUUCAGUGAAAGCACUAUAUAGGAGAACAAGGGUUUAUUUCUGGUAUAGAAAGCAAGUGCCUUUGAGGUCAUCAGUGCAGUGAUGUGACGUGCUGAGUGUGUAGCCCACAUGGCAAAUCACAAAGCACCUCCAUGAAGCCUCUUGGUUCUCUUGCUGAUAUCUUGAGAAAUUCAGUUGCGUGUGAAGACUCCCAAAACCACCCCCAAAAUAAAGACACAGUAGACACAGAUUUUAGUUUAAGGUUUUUGGUAUUAAUUUUGGCCACAGCUUUAUUGAUUACAGCAUGUGAGUGGUUGCUUAGGCAUUGGUUGCAGACUACAUGAACCUGCACAGUGGCAGGAACAGGACUGACACUGGGCACCACCAUCUGUCAGUAAGAGAAAGGGGAGUAAGAAGCUGACUUCCAUCUCACAGCUCACCCCAGAUGUUUCCAGGGGCUCUGGUGUGGCCCUAGCCCCUGGACAGGGUUCGGACAAAAGCAAGGAGAGCCUCUGGAUUCCUUUAGCAGAAUUCCCUAGCAGCAGUGAUGGAAGGGCAGGCACAGCCAACCACUUCCCCUCCACAAAACAUUGAACCAAUGCCUAACUGCCAACCUUACAAAGUUGUGACCACUUGCUACACAGUAGGCAAAAACCAAAUGGCAACAGCCAAUCAGCCAAAGGGCAAAAUUCCUACAGGGCCCCUGCUCCAAAACAGAUGACCCCUAGACAGGCAUAGCAAGGCCAAAGGACAGCCCUAAAUAUAGGGUAGGAUAGCCCUCGGUAGCCAAUAGACGACCCAACAGGCCAAAGUUCUGCCCCAGCAACUGAGGGGCAACCAAUGGGGUGUUGUGGCUAUCCAAAUGGUCCCGCCCCACAACAGGGAGGCAGUUUAGGUGAUCUCACCACAACAUGUGCCCUCCAUGAUGGAGGACACGAUCCGACAUUAGAAGAGUUAUUAAGCACAUUUAAAGGGUGUGUUUUCGUGAGACGUUUUGGCAUGUCCCAUGUAUCUAAUUCUCCUCCAGGUGGAAAAAAAAUCCAGUUUCAGUUCUAUAUGCUUUGGUUUCCUAUCAAUGGUUAGUAAAACCAAGCCCAAAAUGAUAAGACUACACUAGUGGCCAAAAUUGUGGAAACCUUUUGGGAAAAGUGUAAUUAUGAGGUUUGAUGGCUCUUAACACCAUUUUCUUUUAGAGUAAUAGCAUAAAAUUAUAUAUCAAUGGAAAGAUAAUUUAUUGAAGAAUGUAAUGCAACAAAGUUUGUUCAAUUAUCUGUAUUCUAUUAAAAGUUAUAGCCAAAUAACCAGAAAAAGAAGCACAGCUUGCUUAGGUUGAUAUGUAGUAGCUUUCCUUCAUGUGAAUGUAGCCAAUGAGCAUGAGUAUUUAAGAGAGCCAAUCAGGUAUUAUGAGCCAUCAAACCUCGGAAAUACACUUUUCCCAAAAGGUUUCCACAAUUUUGGCCACUAGUGUAGCUGUGCUAGAGAGAGCAUAAUAUGCAGUGCUGUCCUAAACACAUUUACUCAGAAGUAAGUCCCACUAAUCAAUAGAUUUUACCCCGUAAAAAGUGUGCUCAGUACUGCAGCCAUAGGUUUCAUUCCAAAAACAUAUAAUUCAGUCACUGUGGCUGUGUUACAUUGAGAUAUAUUAGGGGUCAAAACUGGAUUAAGUCCAAGCGCUUUGGGUUAAUUAGAGUUUACUAGGUCUUAAUUUGCAGCAGGUCUUGGUUUUGCUGAAUUCUGGGACACACUUUCAGUCCUAGGCUCAUCCCCACAACAUGCAAAGUAAACAACAAAAGGCCUCUGAGCAUGUACAGAGAGCUUAGUCUUCAUAAUUGAAUAAUGUUAAAGUGUGCAUGCAGCAAGUGAUUAAGGACAUGGAAGUCAUGUGGGAGAGCCUGGUUUCCAGGCAUGCAUGAGCCACUGCACCUUUCUGUGCGGCAAAAUUAAUUGUCUGUUGCAUCAGGCAUUCGUCCUGCGCAUUCUCUCUACUCCUGGCAAUUGUCCCUUAGCCGGCUGCUCAAGUCUUGAAAUAGAAACAGGCAGCUGCUGCUUCUACUCCAAAGCCACCUGAACAUUGCCCUACACUGAGGUCAUCCUCCUGCGGCUAACUAAGCUGGCUUCCUGGAAGAUUUGCACGGGCAGAGCAAUGUAAAGCUGCCCUCGUGGCAAGCAAACUCUGCCCUGAUGUACCUGACUCUUCCUCUCUUGCUAUCUCAUCCAUUCCACAACAAGCUCUCAAACCAGGACCCUGAAACUUCAAUUUGAUUUUACUCAUUAUGUUUCUAUGCUGCUUUUCAUUCAUGUGAAUCGCAAAGCGACUUGCAAGCAAGCAAUAACUGUAACAGAACAGAACAUCGGAAAGGCAAUGUAAAUCAUAUAGAACGUUUGACAAAUCGUCAGUAAAACAAUUGCAAUCUGUCCCAAUUACGCUGUUGGCAAAACAGCUUAAAAAAUAAGCUAAACAGCACAAUUACAACAAAAUUCUUAUUACAGUCAUACCUUGGAAGUUGAACAGAAUCCAUUAUGGAAGACCAUUCGACUUCCAAAACGUUCAGAAACUAAAGCGCGGCUUCUGAUUGGCUGCAGGAAGCUCCUGCAGCCAAUCGGAAGCCAUCGAAGCCCCAUCGGACGUUGGGCUUCUAAAAGAACAUUCAAAAACCAGAACACUCACUUCUGGGUGUCGAUCGUUCAGGAGCCGAUUUGUUUGUGAGCCAAGGCAUUUGAGAUCCAAGGUACGACAGGAUAGGAUUCACAAAGUACAAUUGUCCCCUGUCUCACAAACCAGUCUACCAGUGCUCGUUGUACAGAGGAAGACCUUGUAAAAGCUCAAGGGCCUUGAUUUCCUCCGCUAUGAACAUGGAUUGAAUUUUCUCUUUAUGUUCUCAUGUCUUCCUCUGUUCCGUGGAUAGUUAAGGCCUCCAGAAGCUGUUGGACUCAAACUCCCAUAAUCACUAACAACUGGCUAUGUGGUUUGGGGCUAAUAUGAGCUGUGCAUCCUAGUUCCAGCAGUAGACACCAUGGUGCCCUGCAGAGUACCACUCCCAUCAACCCCAGCCAGUACGGCCAAUGAUCAGGAGUGAUGGCAGUUGUUAUCCAGAACAUAUGGGGAUCACCGCAUGAGCUACCCCUGUCCUAGUUUAUGUAGUCUAGACCAGCAGGUACUCUGCAUGCAUAAGACCCUAUGUUCAAUCUUGCUUAGGAAUAAGGGAGGAAUUUGGUUCCGUAAGGCUAUUGAUGCAAAUCUAUCCAAUUAAUGCUUUCCGAAACAGUAUGCAAACCAUUCUUUUCUCUCUCUCUUCUCUUUAACUUCAGGAACCAGCCUUGUAUUUGUUGUUUGUGAAUCGAUUUCUUCUUUUCUUCUACUAAUCUGUCAAAACAUGCAUCUAUAUUUUCGUUCCAAUGCAGAAAAUGAGAAUAGAACUUGCUUCAGGAUUCUAAUAUUUCAUUUCUUUUCCCUGAGUAGCUGCUAUGAUUUUUCCUCCUUGGAUUAAAAUGUUUCUUUCCUAUAACUGGCUACCACACUAUGUUUGAAAGCUGGGCUCUGAAUCAGAUUGUUCUCUUAAAGAGAACCAACUUGGGACGGGCCAGUAAAGUGACUUGGUCUACACUGGUGUUGAAACAAUUGACUAAGAGGGUGGUGUCUGACCAAGUUUUACUCAGUAGACCCAUUGAGAUUCAUGACCAUGACUAAGUUAGGGCCGUUUAUUUCAAUAGGUCUUCUUUGAGUGAAACAGUUGAAUACCACCUAUUGUCAGUAAGGUGGCAACUCUACCCAUGCUUAGAUUGUGCUGCAUGGUUGCUUCUGCAAUCUCAGCACAUAUCAUUACAUUGGGGUGGUUUAUUUUUGCUUCUAUAGAUAUAAUAGUGGCAUGGAACCACUGUCUCCCACUUGAGAAAAUGGGGGGUGCAAUUUGUGCUACCCUAAGUAAGCACCAGGCUGUAGGUGUUCAUGAAAGUCAUUUAUUGUUUGCAUGUGAACCCACUGUGAUGGGCCGGAUAGUUAUAUUAAACUGUUAUGAUGAAAAAACAGGUGUAACUCCAUUGAAGUAAAAGGAAUUACAUUGGCCUAAUCAUGUCCUGGAAGUCAUGGCAAAGUGAGGUAAGCAGCAAGAAUAGGGAAUUAUGCUAGUCAAAAACAGGAAAAUGCAACAGUAUGUAUCCUUACGUAGUCCAUCUGCUCUGAAGCUACUUUGGAGCAAAUAGAAGUCCUCUCAUCCGCUUCUCUGGGCAUCAAACUAGGUCUGCCGAUUCUUGUAGUUCCUCCUACUGCAGUGGGGUUACUCCUGAAGUAUAACAAUGUCACGGACAGAGGAAUAAGACCCAUGGUCUUCUCUUCUUUAGAGAUGGACCACGACCAAAAAAUCAGAUCUGAAGAGCCUCAGUCUUUGAAAAAGUUUGUAUCUAGACAUGGAUCUUAACUCAACUCCUCAUAUCCAUUCUUAAUACCAUUAUUAACUGUCUACUUUCCCACCAACUCUCAAGUCAAACCAAUUACAUUUUCAACCACCAUCAAACUCAUAAGUGGAAGUAGAUAUUUUCCAUGGAAGGCCACCAUUUAAAUUGUGUUGGAGUUUAUUUAUGUACAUACAUACAAGGUAAUAACCCCAUUUCUUUCUUUCUCUUGGAUGCCAUUGAUGUCUUAGUAUCUGGAUGUAUAGUAUUAUGUUUCUGGAUACUGAGGUAUUUGGUAGCACCUCCACGUUUACAUUUUGUUCAAAUGACUAGAUCUCAUUUUAUUUUUUUAUUUUCAUUGUAUGUGAAUGUGCGUGUGCUUUACCAUAUUAGCAAAGGGCGUCACUCUUCAGCCUCUAGGUUUGCUUCCAUCUUUGCUUCAAUGCAUCAUUUGCAAUUAAUGCAUUGAAAUGCCCCCAUCGUGAUUCAGUUUCUCCAUCCAUCAUAUUUGUUCCUGUUCUGUUGAAGACAAACAGCUGCAACCGCGAAACGAAACAAAAGUACAAUUCAUUCCAUACUGUCAUCCCUUUGUCCUGACCAGAGCAACUUGAUCGAGUCGAAGAGGGCAUGAACCAUAUCAACCAAGACAUGAAGGAGGCCGAGAAAAAUUUAAAAGAUUUAGGGAAAUGCUGUGGCCUUUUCAUAUGUCCUUGUAACAAGUAGGUACUGGGUACCAGCUCUGCUCUGUAAUGUCCAGUUCUUUGUCAUGAGUGAAUGUCUGAAGUUUUCUUUUCUUUUUUGUCUUUUUUUCUUUUCUUUGUCCCUUUCCAUCUGCUUCAUACUGUGGGGAUAAAAUACUUGUGUUUAAUCAGAACAACUGGAGCGCAUCGAAGAGGGAAUGGACCAAAUCAAUAAGGACAUGAAAGAAGCAGAAAAGAAUUUGACGGACCUAGGAAAAUUCUGUGGUCUUUGUGCCUGUCCAUGCAACAAGUAGGUGUUGCCUGCCUGCCUGCCUGCCUGCCUGAAAUCUUGAGCACCCAAGGCUGAUCGCAAGCUAGCAAGCCUUGUGAUGCUCAUCCUUGCUUAAGGCACCUGGGCAGGAUGAGCAUGUGGCAUGCAGAGAGAACAAUUCUGGUUCCAAUGCGUUCAUCUCAUAGCGUAGACCAGAGGUUCCCAAAUUUUAGGGACCGACAAACCACUCUUGCCCUGCUUUUAUGAAAAUAAAAAGUAAAACCCUCCCAGGUUCCGCCUCUUCUCCCCACUGUCAGCAUCCAAAUUCCCAAGUGGUAUGGAUCCAACCAUUUAUUCCCAAAAGCAGUUACCUGGAAACUUGAAUGUUGACACGGGGGGUUUGUGGCUUCACAUCAGUCCCAGUGGAGAAGAAGUGGCAGAUUGCCCUUCACCUCCAUGGAUGAGCACUGGUGUGACAUGGGAACUAGACGAGGUCAGGAUCAUGGUGGCUUCGUUAGCUAUUUGAGAGCCACUUGCCAUCAUCUCAGAGUUCACGAGUGGCUUAUGGGUUUAAUGUUUGGGAAUCUUUGGCGAAACAGUGAGAUCACCGUAGCUGCAUUUAAAAUCAGGCAUACCACACUGAAACCUUCACUGUGGACACUUUUAAAUGAUGAAGAUUUCAACAUUUUACAGAGUGUGUACUAUGUCGUAAUAACCUAAGCUUCAAAAAUUAUGGCGCUAUCUCAGAAUACUGACUUUUCUCUCUCGUUCUCAAGCUUUAAAGGGAAUGCUUUCUUGACCAUGAGCUGUGCUCCAAAAUUGCAUAAAAUGACCAUUUGGAGCCAAAAACAAUACCAACAUCCUAUUUAAUCAGAUAAUCUCUCUUUGCGAGGUCUGGAGACGUGCCGUAGUUUCUUGUCUGAUCCCAAGAAAUGGGGAGUUUUUAAAUUUAUUUAUAUAUAUUGGCAGGAAAACUAGACCCAUUUUGCUAAUUGUCGUUCCCCAAUUGGGUAGUGUACACCAAGCAGAAAUGUUGAAAUGUGUUGGGUUUGCUUGCAUGUUAUUGUCACAAAAUGAAAAUGCAGCAUUAAAAAAUGUGAUGUCUGGACUUUGGAGGGAGGCAGUAGACAUGAAAGAACAGGCUUUCUGAUGGAUAGCAGACUUAGUAUGCACUGACACUGCAUGAAGGAAUUACUAAAAAUACAUUAAUAAGUAGGCCGCCCCAAAUGGUGUGUAUGUCAGCGAGUGACUGUGUUCAAGUGUGUUUGUAAUCUUCUGUUUCAGCAUUUCAUUAGUCCAGCUUUACAGUAGGGUAUUCGCCUACUCACCUGGGGUGAAUAAUAAUUCCUCUGGGUGAAUAAAUUGCCAAACAUUUCUGAGAAGGUAUGUUUCUUGUUCUGAUGUGCAAGGCUGGAUCAGUCCUUCAAAGCAAGCAGCAAAAACCAGCCAGAGCCCUUGCAGAACUUAAAGAGAAUAUUGAAACAGGAGAUGCCAAAAUCUGCAAUGGCAGUAAAAAGUUUGGAUGGCUGAACUUUAUGCUGGCUACCCUUUUGCACAGAUAAGAGAGUCAACCAGUGGGUAAAGUGUGUGUGUGUGUGUGUGUGUGUGUGUGUAUUGAGAGGGGGAAGAGUCUAUUGUCCUAAGUAGACCUGACAAUCUAAAGGAAAUUCUAAGCUCGUGUCAAUUACUGUGCUAAAAAAAGGCACCUGAACUAUCAAAAUCCAACUAGCAUUCAGUCUGGUAGGACUGUUUGUUUACCUGUUCAAUCAUGCAUAUACCAAAAGAGUCUCAAAGAGAUUUAACAAGACAAAACCCAAACAGAUAAAAUCAAGUCAAAGCCAAAAAGAUAGCAUACAACACAAAAUUUCUGGAUUGCUUAUCAAGCAACUUCUUCUAACAAUCCCUGCUAGUAUGCAGCCUGUUCAUCUGUAUGGUUAUUAAGAAGCACACCCUAAUGAGUUUUAUGGGCCUUACUACCAAAUAUCCCUAGGAUUUCAGCUGGACUGCACAACCCUAACUAUAUUUAUUCAGAAGUAAGGCCUCUUGAUUUUAAUGUAACUUACUUCUAAUUUAACAAUGCAGUCCUAUGCAUGUCUACUCAUAAAGAAGACCCACUGAGUUCAAUGGGAUUAAUUCCUGUGUUGACAUUGAGGGCAAUGAAACUAACACCUGGGUCAGCAAGUAUAUGUUUGUGCUAUUAAAUCCAAUGGUGGUUUAUAGAACUACAGUCAAACCUUGGUUGUCAAACGUAAUCUGUUCUGGAUUAGACUUCUGAAACAUUCGACAACUGAAAGUGGAAGCCUCAAUACAAUAGGGAAACUCAAAACAGAAGCCAUGUAGCCCGUUCGGCUUCUGAAAAUCGUUCAAAAACCGGAGCAGUUACUUCCUGGUUUUCGGCCAAAACGUUAAAAAACGGAGCCCUUCGAGAACCGAGGUUUGACUGUAGUAAGGAUUCUUCAUUUAGCCCACUCAGUCCCCAAAAGUACCCAACUGAAACAUCUUUCUUCAUGCAAUUUAUAAAAUACAGCACUCAUUAAAAGUAUUGUUGAUUAGCACAUUGUUUGAAAUCUAUGGCCAAAUGGAAAACAUUGAACAGUGUUCAGAUCAUACGUGCCACUAUUAUGAAGUAGCAAUAUUGGACAUUACUUACUAACGGCACUCCAAAUUUUCAUCUUCUCCUUUCUUCCCUCAGAUAGGGGAGCUUCAUAUUUAAAACACAGACUUGUACAUACCUCAUUAAUAAAAGUAAUUGCUGUCUUUGGUUUAAACCCCCAAGAGAGACUUCCUGAAAGGGAGAUAAUUCUGACAAUGAGCUUCCAUCACGUCCAAUUUGUAAUCUCGGAUAGCUUUUGUUCUGAAACAACCCAAACGAAUGCUGCGCAUGCUAAUAUUAUCUGUCGCCUCCUGGUAUGCCUGGAUUUUAACUUCUCCGUGGCGACUCAGUCAAAGAUGGCUCCUCGGUUGCCCUGUGCAAUUGAAUUCACAACGUGGCUCUCCAAGACUUGGCUUUCCAGGGCUGAAGGUUUUAAGAUUUGCAGCAUAGCUGAAGAUCCAUUUUUGCCUGUGUCCCACUCGCUGCGUAGGCUGUUACUGCUAGUGCAUUAAGAGAAUGUUUGAACCACUGGGGUUAGCUGUGCUUUACGGAGAAUGCUUCACUUUCUUAUUCAUGCCUGUAGCUGGUGCAUGAAAAAAAAUUAUAUCUAGAAGAAUUUCCCUUUCUGAUGCUCAACUGCUACACAUGCUUGUAUUAUAGUUAUUUAUCUGUUUCUUCAUUUUUCCCGCACUCAUCCCACUAUGGCCUAAUUUUACUUUUUGUCUCUGUGGACAAAGGUUUGUACAUCAACUCUGGAUGUAUAUUCUUUCCAAGUACCGAUAUAUUAUUAAAAUAUCUAAUCUAAAUUGCCAUAUAUGACCCCAGAAGGUAAACAAGCCAAGAUUGAUUUCACUGGAAAUCACUGAAAAGUUUGGCGGAUACAGAGGUUUAUUGUGCCACACAUAAAAAAGCAAGUUGGCCAUGGUUUUGUGUUCAAAAGAGACCAGAUCUGUGUGUCUUUUAAUCUUAAUCUGUCGCUAUGAUGUACACACUACCCUCUGUGGUUUCUGUCUUCAUGUCUGUAUGGCCGUAUGUUCUCUGUGUCAUAUGUCCAAAUAUCCCAUGUGUCAUGAAAUACAGGUUUUCUAGUUGUGUUUCAUUUUAAAAAAAAAAUUAAAACAAAACAACAACAAAAACGCAAGCCCAAAUUCUUGCUGACUUGGCAAUCGCAGGCGACUUGAUUGGAAAUGAAAUUUCUAAACAUUGCAGUCAUUGUGGCAGCAAAACGAUGAAAAUGAAAUCAACCCUUUUGUUCAGUUGUAUGAUAUAUCGGUAUACCAGACUGUCCCGUCCCACCCCCUUGUAUGAAACGCUCAUUUGCUUGACUCGGCUCUUAGCUUGAAAAAAUAACAAUUGUCACAUUUCUUGCAGUUGCUUCCGCCCUGUUUCUGCUUCGUUACUCACCGUCUCUUUUUGCAUAGGCUUAAAUCGAGUGAUGCUUAUAAAAAAGCCUGGGGGAAUAAUCAAGAUGGGGUUGUAGCUAGCCAGCCGGCACGCGUUGUGGAUGAGCGAGAACAGAUGGCUAUCAGCGGUGGAUUUAUCCGCAGGUGAGGCUUGUUCUGGGAAUCUUAUUUUUACCCAUUCUUACCCCUCUUUCUUUCCUGUAACUGGCACUUUCAGACCAUAUGGUCCUACGGAGAGGGUUUGUGGUGAUGCUGUUGUUUAUUCUCCAAGUUGACAACAUCCAAGUCAAAUGAGUCCGAGUCUUUUGUAAAUUUCCACUGACAUCCUAUGUCCUAUGUGGGAGGGGUUCUGAAAAAACUUCAGAUUGGCCCGCAGGUUGGGGGACUUGUAAAAGGGUAAAAGAGUACAGUGGUACCUCGGGUUACAUAUGCUUCAGGUUACAGACUCCACUAACCCAGAAAUAGUACCUCGGGUUAAGAACUUUGCUUCCGGAUGAGAACAGAAAUCGUGUGAUGGCGGUGCCGCGCCAGCGGGAAGCCCCAUUAACUAAAGUGGUGCUUCAGGUUAAGAACAGUUUCAGGUUAAGAACAGACCUCUGGAACGAAUUAAGUACGUAACCAGAGGUACCACUGUACUGUACUAAAAGAGUACAGUGGAACUUGGGUUACGUACCGUCAUCCUUACGAAUGCUUCGGGUAACGUGGCAAAUUACUAUGUCAGUCUUUUAAGGAUGUAUAUACCACACUUUAGGAUAAAAUCUUUCCUGCGUGGCUUAGAAAUGAGCACCUGUUUCAUGACUUUCUGACAGUAAGAAGCGAUCAAGUGCAUUGCUCUGAACAGGCAAAGAAGUCUAGCAGUUUGGGAUGAAUAUGUAGCUUUAUGAUACAGUUCAGAUCACCUUUACUCCUUACUACUUGACAGGGUAACAAAUGAUGCCCGAGAAGGUGAGAUGGAUGAAAAUCUGGAACAGGUCAGUGGCAUCAUUGGAAAUCUCCGUCACAUGGCCCUGGAUAUGGGCAAUGAGAUUGACACACAGAACCGCCAAAUUGACAGGAUCAUGGAGAAGGUAAGGGCUGACCUGCUGUUCGUACCCUAUAUUCCUUGUUCUGAGCAUGAUAAUAAGUUUUUCUUUUCUGGAUCAAAAUGUUGGGAUAAAAACUAAGAGUGUGUUUAAUUUCCCCUCCAGUUUGUGGGGUUGUAGGGAUGCAGGUGGCACUGUGGUCUAAACCACAGAGCCUAGGGCUUGCCGAUCAGAAGGUCGGCGGUUCAAAUCCCCGUGACGGGGUGAGCUCCUGUUGUUCGGUCCCAGCUCCUGCCCACCUAGCAGUUCAAAAGCACGUCAAAGUGCAAGUAGAUAAAUAGGUACCACUCUGGCGGGAAGGUAAACAGCGUUUCCGUGCGCUGCUCUGGUUUCGCCAGAAGCGGCUUAGUCAUGCUGGCCACAUGACCUGGAAGCUGUCUACGGAGAAACGCCUAUAGAGUGGGAUGAGCACGCAACCCCAGAGUCAUCCGCAACUGGACCUAAUGGUCAGGGGUACCUUUACCUUUUGGGGCAAAGCAUUUAGCUUCUAUGCUAAAGUGAUGGGUGCAGGGACUUCCUUUUUAGCAGUAUAUAAAGGCUUCAAGGUAUAAGCCUCAUGGCAUUUGCAUGAAAUUUGUUUCUGGUCUAGAUAGAUACCUCUAGGCCAGCCUUUCUCAACCUUAAAUUCCCAGAUCAUAGAACUGUAGACUUGAAAGGGACACUGAGGUCAUCUAGUUCAGCCUCCUACAAGACAGGAAUCUCAACUAAAACAUCCAUGACAAAUGGCCAUCCAACAUCUGCUUUGAAACUUCCAAUAAAGGAGAGUUCCCAACCUUCCCGAAGUCUUUGGUUGCCUCAAAAGAUAAUUCCUCCAUAAUGCUUAUAGGACUAGGUAUCAAAAGAUAAAAUCAGAAAAAAAUAGACAGGUAUCUCACCAUGCACAAAAGAAAGGAAUGUAAGAUUGAGACUGCCACAAAUGCACACCUUCAGGGAAUGAAAUCUGCAGCUAGGUAAUUUUCUUUAUCCAGUAACUGAAUGUAGUGACAGAUCCUCACCGGACUCGAGAAUAAGUAUAGCAACGUUAGCUUUUCAAUGCCCAGUUGUGUACCAUUUGUUAAGGGAACUGGAAUGGCCCCUUUCAAUCCAAAUAUAAAAUGCAUCAUGCUUUAUCCUGAAGUUCUGGAACUCCUCGUCACUGCAAAAGACCUUUUUACACUUGGACACAGUAGCUAUCAAUAGGUGGAAAGCUCAACUCAUCCGAAUGUGAAUUUGACUUUAUUGUCUACUCUGCAUGUAUCUAGAAUCAAAGAAUCGCAGAAUCAUAGCAUUGUAGAGUUGGUCAUCUAGUCCAAACCCCUGCAAUGCAGGAAUCUCAGGUAAAGCAUCCAUGACUGAUCCAACCUCUGCUUAAAAACCUCCAAGGAAGGAGAGUCCACUACCUUCUGAGGGAGCCUGUUCCCCUGUCAAACAGCAUCUUACUGCCAGAAAGUUCUUCCUGGUGUUUAGUCGGAAUCUCCGUUCUUGUAACUUGAAGCAGAGCAGGAGAAAACAAGCUUGCUCCAUCUUCCAUGCGACAGCCCUUGAGAUAUUUCAAGAUGGCUAUCACAUCUCCUCUCAAUCUCCUCUGUACUAGGCUAAACAAACUCCGCUCCCUCAACAGUUCCUCACAAGGGUUCGUUUCCAGACCCUCUCUCAUCUUGAUUCCCAGAUGUUCUCAAACCAUAACUCCCAUGACACUAGCUAGGAUUUAUUUAUUUAUUUAUAUUUAUACCCCGCCCUCCCUGGCCAACACCAGGCUCAGGGUGGCUAACAUCAGGUAUAAAAACAAUUGAUUAAAAUACAACUUAAAAACAAGAUGAAAAUACUACUUAAAACGCAGCCUCAUUUCAGUGGAAGCCCAGAUCAAAAACUGUUUGGGGGGAGAAAAUGUCAAAUCUUCACCGAGGCCAACUAUCCAGACUGGUCCUACAUGGGCCAGAAAAGCCAGGGAAGUCCCCAAAUAGGGGUUCCAUCACAGAAGGAAAAGGAAAAGAAUGAUAGUUGUAGCCCAACAAUUUCUCGGAACCCAAGGUUGAGAAAGGCUGCUCUAAGCAAAUAAAGAUGGUGGUUGGCUCGUUUCUCGCCAGCACUGAACUUUUAGUGAACCCAGCUGCGCUCUAAGCAACCUGGGUCAUCCCCUGGUAGACUGGACUUGAAUAUUACUCAGGAUAAACUUCAGCCAACUCAGUUGCACCUAUUCCACAAUUACAUCUCUCUCUCUCUCUCUUUCUCCCAUCUAGGCUGUUUCCAACAAAACCAGGAUUGAUGAGGCCAAUCAACGUGCAACAAAAAUGCUGGGCAGCGGUUAGAUGUGCCCCUGUGCUGAAUCUCCUUCUAAACACUGUCCGCAAGGGCAGCACUUUCAUGCUUUUUUCUCAUGGUAUUUACCAACUAGGUUUGCACACAUGCACAUAUCAAAAAAACGCCCACACAACAACCACCACCCCACCCCUCUCUUUCUGCUCUCCCAGCCCAGCCCAUAUCCCAGUUGUAAAUGUUGUCCUGUGUAGGUUGUCGGCUUUCCAAAAAUGAUACUUGUAAAUUAUUAUCUUCCAGAUCUCUUCCUUUCCAAAGGUUGUAUAUAGUACUGAUUUGAUGGCUAUAGCUCAUGACAACGUUCGAUAUAUUUGUUGGAUUUCUAUUGCCCCCUCCCUCCCCCCUCCCUCUCCCCGCAUUUCUUUCUGUCUGUCUGUUUUUGGUUGGUGAGGUUUUUUUAAACAACAACAACAACUUUAUGAUGUUUUUUGCUGAAUGACAAACAAAUGUAGGAAUGCUCAACGUGCUGUUAAACUUUUAACUAUACAGUAUUGUUCUUGUAAAACUGUUAACAUUCCACAGAGCCACCCGCAAGAGUAUUUUCUUUGGGUGUCAUGUCGUUUAAGCACUUAAGAAUUUGGUGUUUUUCUCUCUUUCUUUCUCUUUCUCGGUUCUCCAUUGCUCUCUCCAUUGGUCGUUAUGAGUUCAUUGAUUAGACAGUGUGGAAUUCUAUAAGUUAUAACAAGCAUUGCACUAAAAGAAAUAAUACUAAUAAAUAAAAAGUGACGUGAUUUUAUGCAUUUAUUGCAUGAGAAAUAGACUUUUAGACUCCUUAACUUAAGUGAGACUUUUCCAUGGCAGUAGCAACAUCGACAACAACAAAAAGAAAACAAUUAAAAUUAGCAUGCUCCGUAUUGGGACACUGUCAGGACUAUGUUAUAAUACCAGCAAGUUUGCAGUAGUGCCAU